AUGAAGGACGUACUGUUGACCUUCAACAUCGGAAAGGUCAGGAAGUGGCUGUGGGGGAUGGGGUUGAGGCAGUAGACAGACGGGGUGUGUGGAGAAGACCUGGGUCAUAAUGUCCAUUACUACUCAAGGUGCUUCUGAUGUAGCUUGUCCGUAUAAUGGAAGCAAUGGAGUAGUACAAAAAGUGCAAGCUCCACCCGCCCUGCAUGCUGGUCAAGCUAAAUGAAUCACAGCUCAAUUAUUUGCCAUCCCGUAGGCUAUGUAUUUAACCCAGGUCUGGUCUGGUUCAGCUAACUUCUGAAGAGCAUUGCUUCUAACUCAGCUCUGCUACGCUUUACAAUAUGCUAUCAGGCUAACGGCUACCAAACUACUGUACGCUAACGGCCAACAUUUACAGCCUACUACCCCACUAGACUGUCCCUCCCUGUCACAGACUCUAACAUUAGGACAUUUAGGUUAUAUCAUGUCACUCCUAAACUACUCCAAGACUGUCCGUCACCAUUGUAAUAAUAAGAAUGAUAUCUAUGGUAGACGGAGAGUACGAUAAGAGCGUCUGCUAAAUGAAGUAGGUUCAUGCUCUACAACAUUCAGAGAGUACGACCCUGCCUUACUCUGGAUAAGAGCGUCUGCUAAAUGACGUAGGUUCAUGCUCUACAACAUUCGGAGAGUACGACCCUGCCUUACACAGGAAGCGGCACAGGUCCUAAUCCAGGCACUUGUCAUCUCCCGUCUGGAUUACUGCAACUCGCUGUUGGCUGGGCUCCCUGCCUGUGCCAUUAAACCCCUACAACUCAUCCAGAAUGCCGCAGCCCGUCUGGUGUUCAACCUUCCCAAGUUCUCUCACGUCACCCCGCUCCUCCGCACACUCCACUGGCUUCCAGUUGAAGCUCGCAUCUGCUACAAGACCAUGGUGCUUGCCUACGGAGCUGUGAAGGGAACGGCACCUCCGUACCUUCAGGCUCUGAUCAGUCCCUACACCCAAAUGAGGGCAUUGCGUUCAUCCACCUCUGGCCUGCUGGCCCCCCUACCUCUGCGGAAGCAAAGUUCCAGCUCAGCCCAGUAAAAAAAAAAAACAUAUUGUAAAGUGGUUAUCCCACUGGCUAUAAGGUGAAUGCACCAAUUUGUAAAUCGCUCUGGAUAAGAGCGUCUACUAAAUGACGUAAAUGUAAAUGUUGUCACUCUCAGUUGACCAGAUGCUUCCAACAAAUAUCUGUUAUUAUGACACUAUCUAAUGUAUAAACCUUAUUGACAGUGAAUAUGUUCACUAUGUGAAUGUAGCAAAUAUCUAUGAUGUAGUCUCAUUUAUGUAUCAAACUCUCUUCAACAUUUAUGCCCAUAUAUCAUAAAUAUAUGGUAGUUCCAUGUGCUAAAUUUAAAUAGUUAAAAUAUAAUCUGCGUUCAGUCCCACUGCAUUGGCGUUAGACGCCAUGUUCUGUUCAAAUGAAGGGAAAAUAACCAUCUGCUAUUAUGGAGGUACAAAUAAAUGUAUUCCAGUCACAUUGAAUGCCUAGUUUCAAAGUACCACAAUGUCCAUUCAGAUGUCAGUGUGUGACAGAGGGGUGGAGCCAGUGCCAUAGCAUGGGUCAGAGAGCUGCACCUCCACCACUACUCUCCUAGAGGGCCCAUAGCAUGGGUCAGAGAGCUGCACCUCCACUACUACUCUCCUAGAGAACCCAUAGCAUGGGUCAGAGAGCUACACCUCGACCACUACUCUCCUAGAGGGCCCAUAGCAUGGGUCAGAGAGCUGCACCUCCACCACUACUCUCCUAGAGGGCCCAUAGCAUGGGUCAGAGAGCUGCACCUCCACCACUACUCUCCUAGAGGGCCCAUAGCAUGGGUCAGAGAGCUGCACCUCCACCACUACUCUCCUAGAGGGCCCAUAGCAUGGGUCAGAGAGCUGCACCUCCACCACUACUCUCCUAGAGGGCCCAUAGCAUGGGUCAGAGAGCUGCACCUCCACCACUACUCUCCUAGAGGGCCCAUAGCAUGGGUCAGAGAGCUGCACCUCCACCACUACUCUCCUAGAGGGCCCAUAGCAUGGGUCAGAGAGCUGCAACUCCACCACUACUCUCCUAGAGGGCCCAUAGCAUGGGUCAGAGGAGAGCUGCACCUCCACCACUACUCUCCUAGAGGGCCCAUAGCAUGGGUCAGAGAGCUGCACCUCCACCACUACUCUCCUAGAGGGCCCAUAGCAUGGGUCAGAGAGCUGCACCUCCACCACUACUCUCCUAGAGGGCCCAUAGCAUGGGUCAGAGGAGAGCUGCACCUCCACCACUACUCUCCUAGAGGGCCCAUAUUAUGGGUCAGAGGAGAGCUGCACCUCCACCACUACUCUCCUAGAGGGCCCAUAGCAUGGGUCAGAGGAGAGCUGCAACUCCACCACUACUCUCCUAGAGGGCCCAUAGCAUGGGUCAGAGAGCUGCACCUCCACCACUACUCUCCUAGAGGGCCCAUAGCAUGGGUCAGAGAGCUGCACCUCCACCACUACUCUCCUAGAGGGCCCAUAGCAUGGGUCAGAGGAGAGCUGCAACUCCACCACUACUCUCCUAGAGGGCCCAUAGCAUGGGUCAGAGAGCUGCACCUCCACCACUACUCUCCUAGAGGGCCCAUAGCAUGGGUCAGGAGGAGCUGCACCUCCACCACUACUCUCCUAGAGGGCCCAUAGCAUGGGUCAGAGAGCUGCACCUCCACCACCACUCUCCUAGAGGGCCCAUAGCAUGGGUCAGAGAGCUGCACCUCCACCACUACUCUCCGAGAGGGCCCAUAGCAUGGGUCAGAGAGCUGCACCUCCACCACUACUCUCCUUGAGGGCGCAUAGCUGCAGCUGCAGCUAUAGGCUGCUACAUUAACCUGCUUAUCUUGUAAUCCGCAGUGGGUUGUGGUUAAAACAGACACUGAAUGUGGGGACCCUGGGGAGAGAAUGGCACCAGCAGCCGUCGUGGAGGCACCACCAAGACACAAAGUCUGGACUGAUACUUUAUCUAAAGCCAUGAGUCACUGUCUGUCCACUUAUCAGCCUGCAGCAUCUUGGCAGGAAAAAAGCGUUGUUUCGGGUCUAGAAGUUUCUCUGUGUGAUCUGUGUCAGCAUAAUUCAGGCCACGUCCCAGAUGGCACCCUAUUCCCUAUGUAGGGCAUUACUUUUGGCCGGAACUAUGAGACUGUAUAGGGAAUAGGGUGUGAUUUGGGACAGAGCCUCAGAUUGCCUUUGUAACUGAUGAGGGCUGGGUAAGUGUCUCUCAAGGUCUCUGACUGUCCUCCUCUCUGACUCUAACCCUGUUCUAGUUGUCCAAAAAGGAUGCAGGUGUGUACGAGGUGAAGCUAAAGGAUGCCAGAGGAAAAGAUAAGAGCAUGUUCAACCUGACUGAAGCAGGUACGGAUACACCUCUCUCACGGCUCUACUGUGUUCUAGAACACUUAUCAUGUAUAUACUGUAUUCUAGAACACCUGUCAUGGCUCUACUGUGUUCUAGAACACUUAUCAUGUAUAUACUGUAUUCUAGAACACCUAUCAUGGCUUUACUGUGUUCUAGAACACCUCUCUCACGGCUCUACUGGGUUCUAGAACACUUAUCAUGUAUAUACUGUGUUCUAGAACACCUCUGUCAUGGCUCUACUGUGUUCUAGAACACCUCUGUCAUGGCUCUACUGUGUUCUAGAACACCUCUGUCAUGGCUCUACUGUGUUCUAGAACACCUCUGUCAUGGCUCUACUGUGUUCUAGAACACCUCUGUCAUGGCUCUACUGUGUUCUAGAACACCUCUGUCAUGGCUCUACUGUUUCUAGAACACCUCUGUCAUGGCUCUACUGUGUUCUAGAACACCUCUGUCAUGGCUCUACUGUGUUCUAGAACACCUCUGUCAUGGCUCUACUGUGUUCUAGAACACCUCUGUCAAGGCUCUACUGUGUUCUAGAACACCUCUGUCAUGGCUCUACUGUGUUCUAGAACACCUAUGUCAUGGCUCUACUGUGUUCUAGAACACCUCUGUCAUGGCUCUACUGUGUUCUAGAACACCUCUGUCAUGGCUCUACUGUGUUCUAGAACACCUCUGUCAUGGCUCUACUGUGUUCUAGAACACCUCUGUCAUGGCUCUACUGUGUUCUAGAACACCUCUGUCAUGGCUCUACUGUGUUCUAGAACACCUCUGUCAUGGUUUCACUGUGUUCUAGAACACCCCUGUCAUGGCUCUACUGUGUUCUAGAACACCUCUGUCAUGGCUCUACUGUGUUCUAGAACACCUCUGUCAUGGCUCUACUGUGUUCUAGAACACCUCUGUCAUGGCUCUACUGUGUUCUAGAACACCUCUGUCAUGGCUCUACUGUGUUCUAGAACACCUCUGUCAUGGUUUCACUGUGUUCUAGAACACCCCUGUCAUGGCUCUACUGUGUUCUAGAACACCUCUGUAUCUCUCUAAGGCCAAACUGUGUCCACUACUGUAACUAUUGUUGACUACUAGUAAUGACUGUAAUCUGUUCCAGGUUACCAAGCUGUGCUGAACGAGCUGUUCAGGGUGAUUGGUGAGUCUCAUCUACAUGUUAACAGAUACACUGCAUGUGGAACAUUGUGUUUUAUAAACCGGCUGGUUCGAGGCCUGAAUGCUCAUUGGCUGAAGGCCGUGGUAUAUCAGACCGGAUACCACGUGUAUGACAAAAAUAAUAUUUGUACUGUUCUAAUUACGUUGGUAACCAGUUUAUACCACAGCCCCCCGUGCGUUAUUGCUUAAGUAUACAAUAUGAUUCUUUAAGGAAUACCUGGAAUAGUAUAACAGUAAUCCUUCUACCCCCCCUCCCCCACCCCCCAUUAGAAGAAAACAAAAAUUGUGGUUGUCCCACUGCCUAUCCUAAGUUGAAUGCACCAAUUUGUAAGUGUCUCUGGAUAAGAGCGUCUGCUAAAUGACUAAAAUGUAAAAUAAUGAUGAUUGAAUAAUGCAGUUUAUUACCCUGUCUACUUGGUCUCCUCCAGCCAAGUCGUCUACGGACAUCAGUGUGCUGAGUACAGAACAUGGUAUCGUCCUCUACUCCUUCAUCACAUAUCACAUGGAGGACCUCCAAGUGGGCUGGCUGCACAAGUAAGACUAUGGACCCAAUGGCUCCCUACCCUAACCCUAACCCUAACCUCCAAGUGGGCUGGCUGCACAAGUAAGACUAUGGACCCAAUGGCUCACUACCCUAACCCUAACCCUAACCUCCAAGUGGGCUGGCUGCACAAGUAAGACUAUGGACCCAAUGGCUCCCUACCCUAAGCCUAACCCUAACCUCCAAGUGGGCUGGCUGCACAAGUAAGACUAUGGACCCAAUGGCUCCCUACCCUAACCCUAACCCUAACCUCCAAGUGGGCUGGCUGCACAAGUAAGACUAUGGACCCAAUGGCUCCCUACCCUAACCCUAACCUCCAAGUGGGCUGGCUGCACAAGUAAGACUAUGGACCCAAUGGCUCCCUACCAUAACCCUAACCCUAACCUCCAAGUGGGCUGGCUGCACAAGUAAGACUAUGGACCCAAUGGCUCACUACCCUAACCCUAACCCUAACCUCCAAGUGGGCUGGCUGCACAAGUAAGACUAUGGACCCAAUGGCUCCCUACCAUAAGCCUAACCCUAACCUCCAAGUGGGCUGGCUGCACAAGUAAGACUAUGGACCCAAUGGCUCACUACCCUAACCCUAACCCUAACCUCCAAGUGGGCUGGCUGCACAAGUAAGACUAUGGACCCAAUGGCUCCCUACCCUAAGCCUAACCCUAACCUCCAAGUGGGCGGGCUGCACAAGUAAGACUAUGGACCCAAUGGCUCACUACCCUAACCCUAACCCUAACCUCCAAGUGGGCUGGCUGCACAAGUAAGACUAUGGACCCAAUGGCUCCCUACCCUACCCCUAACCCUAACCUCCAAGUGGGCUGGCUGCACAAGUAAGACUAUGGACCCAAUGGCUCACUACCCUAACCCUAACCCUAACCUCCAAGUGGGCUGGCUGCACAAGUAAGACUAUGGACCCCAAUGGCUCCCUACCCUACCCCUAACCCUAACCUCCAAGUGGGCUGGCUGCACAAGUAAGACUAUGGACCCAAUGGCUCACUACCCUAACCCUAACCCUAACCUCCAAGUGGGCUGGCUGCACAAGUAAGACUAUGGACCCAAUGGCUCCCUACCCUAACCCUAACCCUAACCUCCAAGUGGGCUGGCUGUACAACACUCUCACUGUACUACCUAGUGGCUCCAUAGCUCCCUACUGUACUACCUAGUGGCUCCCUACUGUACUACCUAGUGGCUCCCUACUGUACUACCUAGUGGCUCCCUACUGUCAUACCCAAUGGCUCCCUACUGUACUACCUAGUGGCUCCCUACUGUACUACCCAGUGGCUUCCCUACUGUACACCUAGUGGCUCCCUACUGUAACUACCAUGGCUCCCUACUCCCUACUACCUAGUGUGUGCUCCCUACUGUACUACCUAGUUGGCUCCUACUUACGUACUACCUAGUGGCUCCCUACUGUACUACCUAGUGGCUCCCUACUCGCACUACCUAGUGGCUCCCUACUGUACUACCUAGUGGCUCCCUACUGUACUACCUAGUGGCUCCCUACUGUACUACCUAGUGGCUCCCUACUGUACUACCUAGUGGCUCCCUACUGUACUACCUAGUGGCUCCCUACUGUACUACCUAGUGGCUCCCUACUCCACUACCUAGUGGCUCCCUACUGUACUACCUAGUGGCUCCCUACUGUACUACCUAGUGGCUCCCUACUGUCCACUACCUAGUGGCUCCCUACUGUACUACCUAGUGGCUCCCUACUGUACUACCUAGUGGCUCCCUACUGUACUACCUAGUGGCUCCCUACUGUACUACCUAGUGCUCCCUACUGUACUACCUAGUGGCUCCCUACUGUACUACCUAGUGGCUCCCUACUGUACUACCUAGUGGCUCCCUACUCACUACCUAGUGGCUCCCUACUGUACUACCUAGUGGCUCCCUACUGUACUCCCCCUAGUGGCUCCCUACUUCCCUACCUAGUGGCUCCCUAUUUACCCCUAUGCUCCACUGUACUACCUAGUGGCUCCCUACUGUACACCUAGGGGCUCCCUACUGUACUACCUAGUGGCUCCCUAUUUUACUACCUAGUGGCUCCCUACUGUACUACCUAGUGGCUCCCUACUGUACUACCUAGUGGUUUCCCUACUCCACUACCUAGUGGCCCCUACUGUACUACCUAGUGCUCCUACUCCACUACCUAGUGCCCCUACUUCCUACCUAGUGGCUCCCUACUACUACCUAGUGGCUCCCUACUGUACUACCUAUUGGCUCCCUACUGUACUACCUAUUGGCUCCCUACUGUACUACCUAUUGGCUCCCUACUGUACUACCUAUGGCUCCCUAUUUCCAAACCUAGUGGCUCCCUAUUUCCUACCUAGUGGCUCCCUACUGUACUACCUAGUGGCUCCCUACUCACUACCUAGUGGCUCCUACUGUACUACCUAGUGGCUCCCUACUCCACUCCCUAGUGGCUCCCUACUGUACUACUAGUGGCUCCCUACUCCCUACCUAGUGGCUCCCUACUGCCCUACCUAGUGGCUCCCUACUGUACUACCUAGUGGUUUCCCUACUACUACCUAGUGGCUCCCUACUGUACUACCUAGUGGCUCCCUACUGUACUACCUAGUGGCUCCCUACUUACCACCUAGGGGCCCUCCCUACCCCACUCCCUAGUGGCUCCCACCCCCAAAUUUUGACCUAGUGGCUCCCUACUACUACCUAGUGGCCCCCUACUGACUACCUAUGGCUCCCUACUGUACUACCUAGUGGUUUCCCUAUUUAACUACCUAUGGCUCCCUACUGUACUACCUAUUUGGCUCCCUACUGUACUCCUAGGGGCUCCCUACUGUUUUACUACCUAGUGGCUCCCUAUUUCCACUACCUAGUGCUCCCUACUGUACUACCUAUGGCCUCCCUACUUCCCUACCUGGGGUUUCCCUACUGAAACUACCUAGUGGCUCCCUACUGUACUACCUAGUGGCUCCCUACUCCACUACCUAGUGGCUCCCUACUGUACUACCUAGUGGCUCCCUACUGUACUACCUAGGGGCUCCCUACGUACUACCUAGUGGCUCCCUAUUUACUACCUAGUGGCUCCCUACUGUACUCCCCUAUGGGCUCCCUACUUCCACUACCUAGUGGCUCCCUACUGUACUAACCUGGGGCUCCCUACUGUCUACCAGUGGCUCCCUACUACUACCUAGUGGCUCCCUACUGUACUACCUAUGGCUCCCUACUGUACACCUAGUGGCUCCCUACUGUACAAACUAGGGGGCUCCCUACUUCCUACCUAGUGGCCCUCCCUACUGACUACCAGUGUCUCCCUACUCCACUACCUAGGGGCUCCCUACUGUACUACCUAUGGCUCCCUACUGUACUACCUAGUGGCUCCCUACUACUACCUUUGGCUCCCUUCCCCUCCCACUACCUAUUUGGCUCCCUACGUACUCCUAGUGGCUCCCUACUGUACUACCUAGUGGCUCCCUACUCCACUACCUAGUGGCCCCUACUUUUUCCACUACCUAGUGGCUCCCAAAUUUACUACCUAUGGCUCCCUACCCCACUACCUAGUGGCUCCCUACUCCCACCUAUGGCUCCCUAUUUCCACACCUAGUGGCUCCCUACUGUACUCCCCUAUUUGGCUCCCUACUGUACUACCUAUGGCUCCCUACUCCACUACCUAGGGCUCCCUCUUACUACCUAUUGGCUCCCUACUCCACUACCUUUUGGGGCUCCCUACUGACUACCUAGUGGCUCCCUACUCCACUACCUAGUGGCUCCCUACUGUACUACCUAGGGGCUCCCUACUGUAUACCUAGUGGCUCCCUACUUACUACCUAGGGGCUCCCUACCCCACUACCUAGUGGCUCCCUACUCCACUACCUAGUGCUCCCUACCCACUACCUAGUGGCUCCCUACUUACUACCUAUGGCUACCCUACCUACCCCCACUUCCCUAACCUAGUGGCUCCCUACUGUACUACCUAGUGGCUCCCUACUCCACUACCUAUGGCUCCCUACUUACUACCUAGUGGCUCCCACUGACUACCUAGUGGCUCCCUACUCCACUACCUAUGGCUCCCUACUUACUACCUAGUGGCUCCCUACUUACAAACCUAGUGGCCCCCCUACUACUACCUAGUGGCUCCCUACUCCCACUACCUAGUGGCUCCCUACUGUACUACCCUAGUGGCUCCUAUUUCCACAAACCUAUUGGCUCCUAUUUACUACCUGGGGCUCCCUACUUACUACCUAUGGCCCCCUACUGACUCCCUAUGGCUCCACUCCCACCUAGUGGCUCCCUCCCCACUCCCUAGGCCCCUACUGAAACUACCUGUGGCUCCCUACUCCCUACCUAGUGGCUCCCUAGUACUCCUAGGGCUCCCCUUACUACCAGGGGUCCCUACUUACCCCUAGGGGCCCUCCCCUAUUUGCUCCCCUAUUUGCUCCCUACUGUUAACCUAGGGCUCCCUACCCCAUACUAGGGGGCCCUUGUACUAACUAUUUGCCCCUACUGUACUACCUGGGGGCCCCUACUUCCAAUUCCCUAUUUUUGGCUCCCUACCCACACUAGGGGUUCCCUACUACCCCUAGGGGCUCCCACUUACCCCCUAUGGCUCCCACUGUACCCCAGGGGCCCCUACCCACUACUAGUGGCUCCCUACUACUACCUUGGCCCCUACUUUUACCAUGGCCCCACUGUACAAACCUAGUGGCCCACUGUACUCCCUAGUGUUUCCCUACUCCCUCCCUAGUGGCUCCCUACUUACUAACCUAGGGUCCCUACUGAAACUACCUAUGGCUCCCUACUGACUCCAUGGACCCUACUGUACACCAUGGCUCCCUCCCUCCCUACCUAGUGCCCCCUACUACUACCAGUGGCUCCUACUGUACUACCUAUGGCUCCCUACGUACUACCUAGGGGCUCCUACUGUACUACAGUGGCUCCCUACCCACUACCUGUGGCCCCCUACGUACAAACUGUGGCUCCCUAUUUAAAACCUAGUGGCCCCUACUGUACUACCAUGGCUCCUACUGACUACCUAGGCCCCCCCUACCAACUACCCUAGUGGCUCCCUAUGUACUAACCUAGUGGCUCCCUACUCCCUACCUAGUGGUCCCUACUGACUACCUAUGGCUUCCACUGAUACUACCUAGGGCCUCCCUCUCCACUCCCCAGGGCUCCCUACUGUACUACUAUGGUCCCUACUGUACUACCUAUGGCUUCCCUACUGUACUACCUAGGGGGUCCUACUGUACUACUAGUGGCUCCCACUGUACUCUAGGGCUCCCUACUGUACUACCUAGUGGCUUCCUACUUACAAACCUAGGGGCCCCAAAUUUACUACCUAGUGUUUCCCUACUUCCUAAUGUGGCUCCGUACUACUAGUGGCUCCCUACUGACUACCUAAUUCUCCCUACUGUCACCUAGGGGCUCCCUACUCCACUACCAUUGGCCUCCCAAACGAAACACCUAUGGCCCCUAUAUUUCCUAUGGCUCCCUACUUACUACCUAGUGGCUCCCUACUACUCCCUAGGUGGUUUCCCUACUUUUACUACCUAGGGGCUUCCCUACUGAAACUACCAGUGGCUCCCUCUGUACUACCUAGUGGCUCCCUAACUUACCUAGUGCCCCCUACGUAACCUAGUGGCUCCCUACUACUACAUGCUCCCUACGUCACUAGUGGCUCCCUACUUACUACCUAGUGGCUCCCACUGUACUACCUAGUGGCUCCCUACUUACUACCUAUGGCUCCCUACUCCACUACCUAUGGCUCCCUACUGUACACCUAGUGGCUCCCUACUGACUACCUAUGGCUCCCCUACUCCACUACCUAUGGCUCCCUACUGUACUACCUGUGGCUCCCUACUGUACUCCCUAUGGCUCCCUACUGUACUACUAUGGCUCCCUAUUUCCACUACCUAGUGGCUUCCCUACUGUACUACCCUAGUGGCUCCCUACUGUACUACCUAGUGGCUCCCUACUGAAACUACCUAGUGGCUCCCUACUGUACUACCCUAGGGGCUCCCACUCAACUACCUAGUGGCUCCCUACUGUACUACCUAGUGGCUCCCUACUCCACUCCUAGUGGCUCCCUACUGUACUACCUAGUGGCUCCCUACUGUACUAACCUAGUGCUCCCUACUCCACUCCCUAUUUGCUCCCUAUUUCACUACCUAGUGGCUCCCUACUACUACCUAGUGGCUCCCUACUGUACUACCUAUGGCUCCCUACGGGUACUACAUAGGGGGCUCCCUACUGUACUACCUAGUGGCUCCCUACUGUACUACCUAGUGGCCCCCUACUGUCUACCUAUUGGCCCCCUACUGUCUACCUAGUGGCUCCCUACUGUAACUAACUAGUGGCUCCCUCUGUACUACCUAUGGUUUCCCUCCCUUACUUUACCUAGUGGCUCCCUACUGUACUACCUGGGGCUCCCUACUCCACUACCUAUGGCUCCCUACGUACUACCUAGUGGCUCCCUACUCCACUCCCUAGUGGCUCCCUACUGUACUACCUAUUUGGCUCCCUACCUCCACUACCUAGUGGCUCCCUACUGUACUACCUAGUGGCCCCCCUACUGUACUACCUAGUGGCUCCCUACUGUCUACCUAGUGGCUCCCUACUGUACUCCUAUGGCUCCCUACUGUACUACCUAGUGGCUCCCUACUCCACUCCCUAGGGGCUCCCUACUGUACUACCUAGUGGCUCCCUACUCCACUACCCUAUGGCUCCCUACUGUACUACCUAUGGCUCCCAAACUGUACUACCUAGUGGCUCCCUACUCCACUACCUAGUGGCUCCCUACUGUACUACCCUAUGGUUUCCCUACGAAACUACUAUUGGCCCCUACUCCACUACCUAGGGGCUCCCUACGUACUACCUAGUGGCUCCUACUGUACUACCUAGUGGCUCCCUACUGUACUACCUAGUGGCUCCCUACUGUAACCUUACCCUAGUGGCUCCCUACUGUACUACCUAGUGGCUCCCUACUCCACUAUCUAGUGGCUCCCUAUUUACUCCACUACCUAGUUCUCCCUACUGUACUACCUAGGGGCUCCCUACUGUACUACCUAGGGGCCCCCUACUGUCACCUAGUGGCUCCCUACGUACUACCCUCCUUGGCUCCCACUGUACUACCUAUUGGCCCCCUACUGUACUACCUAGUGGCUCCCUACUACUCCUAUGCCCCCUACUGUACUCCCUAGUGGCUCCCUACUACUACCUAGUGGCCCCUACACUCCCUAGUGGCCCCCCUACUUACACCUAUGGCUCCCUCCCCACUCCCUUUGGGCUCCCUCUGUCCCCUAUGGCUCCCUACUGUACUACCUAGUGGCUCCCACUGUUACCUAGGGCCCCUACUUCUACCUUGGCCCCCUACUUUUUAAACCUAGUGGCCCCAUUUCCAUCCCCUAGUCACCGGCUCCCUACUGUACUACCAGCCCCCCUACACUACCUAGGGGCUCCCUACUUACCCCUUUUCCCCCCCCAUUGGGGCCCCCCUACGUACUCGGGGCCUCCCACUGUACCCUAUGGCCCCUACUCCACUACCUGGGGCUCCCAUUACACAGUCUCCCAUUUACUCCGGGGCUCCCUACUCCACUCCCUGGGCUCCCUACUGAACUACCAUGGCUCCCACGUCCCUCCCAUGGCUCCCUCUUCCCCUACCUAGUGGUCCCUACUGACACCUUGGCCCCCUACGUCCCUGGGGGUUUAAAAUCCACUCCAGGGCCCCUAUGUCUCCUCCCUAUGGCUCCCUACUAUCCCCUAUGGCUCCCUACUGUCUACCAGUGGCUCCCUUUUACUACCUAGGGGCUCCCCAUUUACCAGGGCCCCUACCCCUCCUGGGCCCCAAUCCACCCAUCCCCUAUUACACCUUUUCUACUCCAAUAGGGGUCCCUACACCCCGGGGGCCCCAUGACUACCAAAGGGCCCCCAAAAAUUACCUAGUGGCUCCUACUGUACUACCUAGUGGUCCUCACUACUAGUGCUCCCUUACUACUAGUGGCUCCCUACUGUACUACCUAGUGGCUCCUACUGUACUACCUAGUGGCUCCCUACUCACUACCUAGUGGCUCCCUACUCACUACCUAGUGGCUCCCAUACUGUCCCAGACUUUACCCUAGUGGCUCCCUACUGUACUACCUAGUGGCUCCCUACUCCAUUUACCUAGUGGCUCCCUACUCACUACCUAGUGGCUCCCUACUGACUACCUAGUGGCUCCCUACUUACUACCUAGUGGCUCCCUACUCCACUACCUAGUGGCUCCCUACUGUACUACCUAGUGGCUCCCUACUCCACUACCUAGUGGCUCCCUACUCCACUACCUAGUGGCUCCCUACUGUCUACUAGUGGCUCCCUAUAAUGGCUCCUACUCUACCAUGCUCACUGUCUCCUUGCUCCUACUGUACUACCUAGUGGCUCCCACUACUCUCCCUACUACUACUAGUGGCUCCCUACUCUCACUACCUAGUGGCUCCCUACUGUACUACCUAGUGGCUCCCUACUGACUACCUAGUGGCUCCCUUAACUGCUACUAUACCUAGUGGCUCCCUACUCCACUACCUAGUGGCUCCCUACGUACUACUAGUGGCUCCCUACUUACUACCUAGUGGCUCCCUACUUACUACCUAGUGGCUCCCUACUUACUACCUAGUGGCUCCUAUCCCUACUCCUACUACAAGUGGCUCCCUACUACUACUAGUGGCUCCCUACUACUACCUAUGGCCCCUACUACUACUAGUGGCUCCCUACUCCACUACCUAGUGGCUCCCUACUGUACUACCUAGUGGCUCCCUACUACUACCUAUGGCUCCCUACUACUACCUAGUGGCUCCCUACUGUACUACCUAGUGGCUCCCUACUGUACUACCUAGUGGCUCCCUACUACUCUACUAGUGCUCCCUACUGUACUACCUAGUGGCUCCUACUGUACUACCUAGUGGCUCCCUACUGUCACCUAUGGCUCCCUACUUACUACUAGUGGCUCCCUACUGUACUACCUAGUGGCUCCCUACUGCUACCUAGUGGCUCCCUACUUACUACCUAGUGGCUCCCUACUUACUACUAGUGGCUCCCUACUUACACCUAUGGCUCCCUACUCCACUACCUGUGGCUCCCUACUGUACUACCUAGGGCUCCCUACUCACUACCUAGUUCCUACUUUUAGUGCCCUUGUCACACCUAGUGGCCUCGUACACUAUGCCCUAUGACUAUAUGGUCCCUACCCCCCCUCACACUAUGGCUCCCUAUUACUAUGCCCACUGAUCCUAGUGGCCCCUACUCUACUAUGGCUCCUACUAUACUAGUGGCUCCCUACUGUACUCCUAUGGUCCCUACUCUACCUAGGGCUCCCACUGUACUACCUAGUGGCUCCCUACUGUCUCCUUCUUGCUACUCCUGGUCCUUACUACUGUCCCCUUACUACUAGGCUCCUACUCACUACCUAGUGGCCCUACUGUACACUAGUGCUCCACUACUAGUGCUCCCUACUCCCUAUGUCCCUACUACUACCAGGGCUCCCUACUCUACCUGCCCCUACUGUCUACUAUGGCUCCCCACUACCUUGGCUCCUACUUCCUAGUGGCUCCCUACUGUCUACCAUCCUACUGUGCUCCUAUCCCUAUCCCUACUGUCCAGUCUCUACUACCUAGUGGCUCCCACUGUCAUCCCUGUGCUCCCUACUCUCUACUGCACACUACCUGUGCCUUACCUAUGGCUCCCUAUGUACUACCUAGGGCCCUACUCUACUGGCUCCCUACUCACUGUGGUCCCUACUUACUACUGGGCUCCCUACUAUCCUAGUGGUCCUCUCUGCCCUCUACUCCUACUCUCUCCGCUCCCUAUGACUACUAGUCCUCUCUACCUAGGCUCCCUACUAUACUAUGGCUCCCUUACUACCUGUGCUCCCACUUACUACCUAUGGCUCCCUACUGUACACCUGUGCCUCUACCUAGCUCCCUACUAUACCUAGGUCCCUACCACUACCUUCCUACGUACUACCUAGGCUCCCCUGGCUCCUCACCUAGGCUCCCUACUACUACCUAGUGGCUCCCUACUGUACUACCUAGUGGCUCCCACUACUACCUAGUGGCUCCCUACUACUACCUAGUGGCUCCCUACUGUACUACCUAGUGGCUCCCUACUGUACUACCUAGUGGCUCCCUACUGUACUACCUAGUGGCUCCCUACUUACUACCUAGUGGCUCCCUACUGUACUACCUAGUGGCUCCCUACUGUACUACCUAGUGGCUCCCUACUGUACUACCUAGUGGCUCCCUACUGUACUACCUAGUGGCUCCCUACUGUACUACCUAGUGGCUCCCUACUGUACUACCUAGUGGCUCCCUACUGUACUACCUAGUGGCUCCCUACUCUACUACUAGUUCACUACUGUUGUUUAGUGUCUUGUCUGACAGCCAUAUGUGGCUCUGGUCAAAGUAAUGCCCUAUAGAGUUAAUAUGGUGCAAUUUCAGAUCUGUGUCUGUUCCAGUGAUACCUACAUAUCUAUAGUGCAUUCGGAAAGUAUUCAGACCCCUUCCCUUUUUCCAAAUGUUGUUACAUUACACCCGUAUUCUAAAAUGGAUAAAAUUAAUUUCCUCAUCAAUCUACACACAAUACCCCAUAAUCACAAAUCGAUUUUCUUUUUUGAAUUUAUAGCAAAUGUAUAAAUGUAUUGUGUCGAGGCACAUAUAUGGGGAAGGGUACCAGCAUUUAUUUGCAGCAUUGAAGGUCCCCAAAAACACAGUGGCCUCCGUCAUUCUUCAAUGGAAGAAGUGUGGAACCACCAAGACUCUUCCUAGAGCUGGUCGCCUGGCCAAACUGAGCAGAGUUCCUCUGUGGAUUUGGGAGAACCUUCCAGAUGGACAACCAUCUCUGCAGCACUCCACCAACCAGGCCUUUAUAGUAGAGUGGCCAGACGGAAGUCACUCCUCAGUAAAAGGCACAUGACAGUCCGCUUGGAGUUUGCCAAAAGCCACCUAAAAGACUCACCGACCAUGAGAAACAAGAUUCUCUGGUCUGAUGAAACCAAGAUUCAACACUUUGGCCUGAAUGCCGAGCGUCAUCUGGCACCAUCCCUACGGUGAAGCAUGGUGGUGGCAGCAUCAUGCUGUGGGGAUGUUUUUCAGCGGCAGGGACUCGGAGACUAGUCAGGAUCGAGGGAAAGAUGAACGUAGCAAAGUACAGAGAGAUCCUUGAUGAAAACCUUCUCCAGAGCACUCAGGACCUCAGACUGGGGCGAGAAUUCACCUUCCAACAGGACAACAACCCUAAGCACACAGCCAAGACAACGCAGGAGUGGCUUCGGGACAAGUCUCUGAAUGUCCCUGAGUGGCCCAGCCAGAGCCCGGACUUGAACCCGAUCGAACAUCUCUGGAGAGACCUGAAAAUAGCUGUGCAGCGUCGCUCCCCAUCCAACCUGACAGAGCUUGAGAGGAUCUGCAGAAAAGAAUGGGAGAAACUCCCCAAAUACAGGUGUGCCAAGCUUGUAACGUCAUACCCAAGAAGGAUCAAGGCUGUAAUCGCUGCCAAAGGUGCUUCAACAAAGUACUGAGUAAAGGGUCUGAAUACUUAUGCAAAUGUUAUAUUUCCGUUUUUUUCUAAAAAUCUGUUUUUGCUUUGUCAUUAUGGGGUAUUUUGUGUAGGAUGAUGAGGGACAAAAAAACAAUUUAAUCCAUUUUGGAGUAAGGCUGUAACGUCUCAAAAUGUGGAAAAAGUCAAGGGGUCUGAAUACCUUCCGAAUGCGCUGUACCUACCUCAUGUCUCUGUUCCAGUGAUCCCUCCAUAUCUACCUACCUCAUGUCUCUGUUCCAGUGAUCCCUCCAUAUCUACCUACCUCAUGUCUCUGUUCCAGUGAUCCCUCCAUAUCUACCUACCUCAUGUCUCUGUUCCAGUGAUCCCUCCAUAUCUACCUACCUCAUGUCUCUGUUCCAGUGAUCCCUCCAUAUCUACCUACCUCAUGUCUCUGUUCCAGUGAUCCCUCCAUAUCUACCUACCUCAUGUCUCUGUUCCAGUGAUCCCUCCAUAUCUACCUACCUCAUGUCUCUGUUCCAGUGAUCCCUCCAUAUCUACCUACCUCAUGUCUCUGUUCCAGUGAUCCCUCCAUAUCUACCUACCUCAUGUCUCUGUUCCAGUGAUCCCUCCAUAUCUACCUACCUCAUGUCUCUGUUCCAGUGAUCCCUCCAUAUCUACCUACCUCAUGUCUCUGUUCCAGUGAUCCCUCCAUAUCUACCUACCUCAUGUCUCUGUUCCAGUGAUCCCUCCAUAUCUACCUACCUCAUGUCUCUGUUCCAGUGAUCCCUCCAUAUCUACCUACCUCAUUUCUCGGUUCCAGUGAUCCCUCCAUAUCUACUACCUCAUGUCUCUGUUCCAUGAUCCCUCCAUAUCUACCUACCUCAUGUCUCUGUUCCAGUGAUCCCUCCAUAUCUACCUACCUCAUGUCUCUGUUCCAGUGAUCCCUCCAUAUCUACAAAUCUAUGGCUGUAUAGAGUGCUCAUAUUGACUCUGUGUGUGUAUCUGUGUGUCUGUCUGUGCGUGCAUCUGUCUCUCUGUGUCUGUAUGUGUGUCUGUCUGCAGGGAUGCUAAGAUUGCCCACUCCGACAGAGUCCAGUGUGGUGUGACCGGGGAGCAGCUGUGGCUCAAGGUGAAUGAGCCCACAGAGAAAGAUAAGGGCAAAUACGUAAUGAAUAUCUGUGACGGCAAGGACGGGGUUAAGAGGUUCUGUGACCUGUCUGGACAAGGUGAGGAACCCACACCCACAGAAACACACACACACACAGAAACAUACACACACACACACACACACACACAGAAACACACCACACACACACACACACAACACACACACACACACACACAGAAACACACACACACACACACACACACACACACACAGAACCAGAAACACACACACACACACACAGAAACACAACACACACACACAGAAACACACACACACACACACAGAAACACACACACACACACACAGAAACACACACACACACAGAGAAACACACACACACAGAGAAACACACACACACACACAGAAACACACACCAACACACACAGAAACACACACACACACAGAAACACACACACACACACACAGAGAAACACACACACACAGAGAAAAACACACACACACAGAAACACACACAGAAACACACACACACACACACAGAAACACACACACAGAAACACACACACACGCACAUACCUUUUUAAGUAUCUAGUGCAGGCAACUUUGAUGGGGGUGGGGGCCACAAAAUAUCUGAAGUCAUCAUGAGGGGCCGCAGUGGCUCAUGGUUCUGUGUACACACAGCCAUACCCACAUUUGCAGUCAGAGCCAGCCCUAGACUUUAGGGGCCCUAAGUGACAUUUUGUUGGGGGGCCCCGCCACUUUGCGAGCAAAACAUUUUAGCAGCCCCCCUCUUGACAGCGGAAAGAAAAAUGUUUUAGAGGUCAUUUUCUGCAAUUCUACACAUUUUGCAAUGGGGGCGCAGAGAAAAUGUGGCCGUUUUAAUGCAGAUUUGCUGCAAUUCUACACUUUUUGACAUGGGGUGGAGAGAAGAGUUUGCCGUAACACUUUACAAUAAGGUUCCAUUUGUAAAGGGUUUAUAAAGGGUUUGUAAUUACAUUAUUAAUGGUUAUUUAAUCAUUUGUAAAUGUAUUAUAAAACAUUAAUAAAUGGGUUAUAACAAAUGGGUCAAACUAGUGCGCUAGCCAGUCAGUGCUUGUCAAAUAGUGAGCCACUAUUUAACUCCAGCUAUUAACUAUUUAUAAAUGCACUUAUAAAUGUGUAUAAUAUUGAACCCUUAUGUAUCAUCAUGCAACCUUAUGUUAAAUGGUUGCACAUUUAAACAAUAGUUAUUUUCUCGCUUUUGGGUGUGAUGCAUUGUUGCUCUGUCCCAGGAACAGAAAUGGUUGGUUUUCAGACCAAUGGUCAGGUCAAACGUCAACAGUGAAGAGGCGACUCCGGGAUGCUGACCUUCUAGGCAGAGUUGUAAAGAAAAAGCCAUAUCUCAGACUGCCCAUCUUAAUCUUUUCUUUUUAUAGGCCAGUCUGAGAUAUGGCUUUUUCUUUGCAACUCUGCCUAGAAGGUCAGCAUCCCGGAGUCGUCUCUUCACUGUUGACGUUUUGUGGGUACUAUUUAAUGAAGCUGCCAGUUGAGGACCUGUGAGGUGUCUGUUUCUCAAACUAGACACUCUAAUGUAUUUGUCCUCUUGCUCAGUUGUGCACCGGGGCCUCCCACUCCUCUUUCUAUUCUGGGUAGAGCCAGUUUGCGCUGUUCUGUGAAGGGAGUAGUACACAGCGUUGUACGAGAUCUUCAGUUUCUUGAAAAUUUCUCGCAUGGAAUAGCCUUCAUUUCUCAGAACAAGAAUAGACUGAUGAGUUUCAGAAGAAAGUUCUUUGUUUCUGGCAAUUUUGAGCCUGUAAUCGAACCCACAAUUGCUGAUGCUCCAGAUACUCAACUAGUCUCAAGAAGGCAAGUUUUAUUGCUUCUUUAAUCAGCAAAACAGUUUUCAGCUGUGCUAACAUAAUUGCAAAAGGGUUUUCUAAUGAUCAAUUAGCUUUUUAAAAUGAUGAACUUGGAUUAGCAAACACAACGUGCCAUUGGAACACAGGACUGAUGGUUGCUGAUAAUGGGCCUCUGUACGCCUAUGUAGAUAUUCCAUUAAAAAUCAGCUGUUUCCAGCUACGGGUCUGACUUAGAAUGUGUGGACAACUACAAAUACCUAGGUGUCUGGUUAGACCGUAAACUCUCCUUCCAGACUCACAAUAAGCAUCUCCAAUCCAAAGUUAAAUCUAGAAUCGGCUUCCUAUUUCGCAACAAAGCCUCCUUCACUCAUGCCGCCAAACAUGCCCUCGUAAAACUGACUAUCCUACAGAUCCUUGACUUCGGCUACAAAAUAAAAAAAUUACAAAAUAGCCUCCAACACUCUACUCAGCAAGUUGUAUGUAGUAUAUCACAGUGCCAUCCGUUUAUAUAUCACAGUGCCAUCCGUUUUGUCACCAAAGCCCCAUAUACUACCCACCACUGUGACCUGUACGCUCUUGUUGGCUGGCCCUCACUACAUAUUCGUUGCCAAACCCACUGGCUCCAGGUCAUCUAUAAAUCACUGCUAGGCAAAUCCCCGCCUUAUCUUAGCUCACUGGUCACCAUAGCAACACCCACCCGUAGUAUGCGCUCCAGCAGGUAUAUCUCACUGGUCAUCCCCAAAGCCAACACCUCCUUUGGUCGCCAUUCCUUCCAGUUCUCUGCUGCCAAUGACUGGAACGAACUGCAAAAAUCUCUGAAGCUGGAGACACUUAUCUCCCUCACUAACUUUAAGCAUCAGUUGUCAGAGCACCUUAACGAUCACUGCACCUGUACACAGCCCAUCUGAAAUUAGCCCACCCAACUACCUCAUCCCCAUAUUGUUAUUUAUUUUGCUCAUUUGCACCCCAGUAUCUCUAUUUGCACAUCAUCUUCUGCAUAUCUAUCAUUCCAGUGUUAAUACUAAAUUGUAAUUAUUUUGCACUAUGGCCUAUUUAUUGCCUUACCUCCAUAACUUAUUACAUUUGCACACACUGUAUAUAUAUUUUCUAUCGACUUAUGUUUUGUUUUACCCCAUAUGUAACUCUGUGUUGUUGUUUUUAUCGCACUGCUUUGCUUUAUCUUGGCCAGGUCGCAGUUGUAAAUGAGAACUUGUUCUCAACUGGCUUACCUGGUUAAAUAAAGGUUAAAUAAUAAAUAAAUAAAAUAAAAAAUCAGCUUUCCAGCUACAAUAGCCAUUUACAACAUGAACAAUGUCUACACUGUAUUUCUGAUCAAUUUUAUGUUAUUUUAAUGGACAAAAAAAUUGAUUUUCUUUCGAAAACAAGGACGUUUUUAAGUGACCCCAAACUUUUGAACGGUAGUGUAUAUGCUGUAGUAAAUGUUUACAACUCAUUAAUAAAUGGUCAGUAGGUGUCCACUUUCUUUCAAGGUAUCUUUUCAGCAUUUAUAAAUGUUGGGAACUCAUUUGUUAAUGGUCAGUGGGUUGCCACUUUAAAAUAAGCUAUCAUUUUAGCAGUUAUGUUGAUAACUCAGUUAUGUUGAUAACUCAGUUAUGUUGAUAACUCAGUUAUAAAUGUUGAUAACUCAGUUAUAAAUGUUGAUAACUCAGUUAUAAAUGUUGAUAACUCAGUUAUAAAUGUUGAUAUCUCAGUAAAUGUUUAUAGAUCUGUGACUUUAAAAUAAGGUAUACUUUUAGUAAUUAUAUGUGGGUAAAUCAUUUCUAGAUGAUUUGAGAGUUUUUUCAGAGCUUAGAUGUACUUAUAGGUAGUACAUUACGGUUACCCAUUUCACAGCAGAGCAUUCACCAUACUUAGUCUAUCACAGAGAAGUGGUAAGUGUGUUGAUAUCAUGUGGUAUUAUGGAGUAUUAGGAGUGCUGUCCUAGAUAUAAGUUGGGCAUCAGGAUUUCAAAGGUGGGUCAAGACACAUCAUGAUAACCAACCUCUUCUGUUCCUGGGACAGAGCAACAAAGCAUCGCACCCAAAAGUGAGAAAAUAACUAUUUUUCAACUGUGCAACUAUUGAAAAUAAGGUUUUAUGAUGAGACAUAAGGGUUCAUCUUAUAAGCAUUUUUAAGUGUGUUUAUAAAUGGUUAAUAACGAGGUCAAUAUUAGCUCACUAUUUGGGAAACACUAACCAGUUAUUGCACUAUUUUGACAAAUGUGGUAGAACAGUUUAUUAAUGGGUUAUAAUGCAUUUACAAAUUAUUAAAUACCUAUUAAUAAUGUAAUUAUAAACCCUUUACAAAUGGAACCUUAUUACCGAUUUUAUCAAAUUUCACGCAAUUCUACUCAUUUGGCCAUGGGGCAGAGAGAAAAAUGUGCCCUUUUACAGCUAAUUUCCUGCAAUUCUACAUAUUUUGCCAUAGGGUGGAGAGAACUUUUUAAUAUGAUAUCUGAGUGAGAGUGACUAACGAAAUUAAUGGAGGCCCAUCACGAGUGUCUGUUACUGUGGGUUGGUUGGUUGACUAAUAUAUACAGUGGGGAGAACAAGUAUUUGAUACACUGCCGAUUUUGCAGGUUUUCCUACUUACAAAGCAUGUAGAGGUCUGUAAUUUUUAUCAUAGGUACACUUCAACUGUGAGAGACGGAAUCUAAAACAAAAAUCCAGAAAAUCACAUUGUAUGAUUUUUAAGUAAUUAAUUUGCAUUUUAUUGCAUGACAUAAGUAUUUGAUCACCUACCAACCAGUAAGUAUUCCGGCUCUCACAGACCUGUUAGUUUUUCUUUAAGAAGCCCUCCUGUUCUCCACUCAUUACCUGUAUUAACUGCACCUGUUUGAACUCAUUACCUGUAUAAAAGACACCUGUCCACACACUCAAUCAAACAGACUCCAACUUCUCCACAAUGGCCAAGACCAGAGAGCUGUGUAAGGAUAUCAGGGAUAAAAGUGUAGACCUGCACAAGGCUGGGAUGGGCUACAGGACAAUAGGCAAGCAGCUUGGUGAGAAGGCAACAACUGUUGGCGCAAUUAUUAGAAAAUGGAAGAAGUUCAAGAUGACGGUCAAUCACACUUGGUCUGGGGCUCCAUUUAAGAUCUCACCUCGUGGGGCAUCAAUGAUCAUGAGGAAGGUGAGGGAUCAGCCCAGAACUACACGGCAGGACCUGGUCAAUGACCUGAAGAGAGCUGGGACCACAGUCUCAAAGAAAACCAUUAGUAACACACUACGCCGUCAUGGGUUAAAAUCCUGCAGCGCACGCAAGGUCCCCCUGCUCAAGCCAGCGCAUGUCCAGGCCCGUCUGAAGUUUGCCAAUGACCAUCUGGAUGAUCCAGAGGAGGAAUGGGAGAAGGUCAUGUGGUCUGAUGAGACAAAAAUAUAGCUUUUUGGUCUAAACUCCACUCGCCGUGUUUGGAGGAAGAAGAAGGAUGAGUACAACCCCAAGAACACCAUCCCAACCGUGAAGCAUGGAGGUGGAAACAUCCUUCUUUGGGGAUGCUUUUCUGCAAAGGGGACAGGACGACUGCACCGUAUUGAGGGGAGGAUGGAUGGGGCCAUGUAUCGCGAGUUCUUGGCCAACAACCUCCUUCCCUCAGUAAGAGCAUUGAAGAUGGGUCGUGGCAGGGUCUUCCAGCAUGACAACGACCCGAAACACACAGCCCGGGCAACUAAGGAGUGGCUCCGUAAGAAGCAUCUCAAGGUCCUGGAGUGGCCUAGCCAGUCUCCAGACCUGAACCCAAUAGAAAAUCUUUGGAGGGAGCUGAAAGUCCGUAUUGCCCAGCGACAGCCCCGAAACCUGAAGGAUCUGGAGAAGGUCUGUAUGGAGGAGUGGGCCAAAAUCCCUGCUGCAGUGUGUGCAAACCUGGUCAAGACCUACAGGAAACGUAUGAUCUCUGUAAUUGCAAACAAAGGUUUCUGUACCAAAUAUUAAGUUCUGCUUUUCUGAUGUAUCAAAUACUUUUGUCAUGCAAUACAAUGCAAAUUAAUUACUUAAAAUCAUACAAUGUGAUUUUCUGGAUUUUUGUUUUAGAUUCCGUCUCUCAUAGUUGAAGUGUACCUAUGAUAAAAAUUACAGACCUCUACAUGCUUUGUAAGUAGGAAAACAUGUAAAAUCGGCAGUGUAUCAAAUACUUGUUCUCCCCACUGUACAUCACCAGUGUCUGUUACUGUGGGUUGGUCAGUUGACUAAAUAAAUAAUAAUAUGCCAUUUAGCAGACGCUUUUAUCCAAAGCGACUUACAGUCAUGUGUGCAUACAUCUUUACGUAUGGGUGGUCCUGGGGAUCGAACCCACUACCCUGGCGUUACAAGCGCCAUGCUCUACCAAUUGAGCUAGUGUCUGUUAUUGUGGGUUGGUCGGUUGACUAAUAUAUACAUCACUAGUGUAAGUUACUGUGGGUUGGUCGGUUGACUCCGGGAGAGGAGGGAGAGAGAGAGAGAAUUAGAGGGAGCAUACUUAAAUUCACACAGGACACCAGAGAAGACAGGAGAAUAACACCAGAUAUAACAGACUGACCCUAGCCCCCCCGGCACAUAGACUAUUGCAGCAUAGAUACUGGAGGCUGAGACAGAGGGGGGGUCGGGAGACACUGUGGCCCCGUCCGACGAUACCCCCGGACAGGGCCAACCAGGUAGGAUAUAUAUAAAAUGUAAAUGUAAAAAUAUAUCCCCACCCACUUUGCCAAAGCACAGCCCCCACACCACCAGAGGGAUAUCAACAGACCACCAACCUACUACCCUGAGACAAGGCUGAGUAUAGCCCACCAACCUACUACCCUGAGACAAGGCUGAGUAUAGCCCACCAACCUACUACCCUGAGACAAGGCUGAGUAUAGCCCACCAACCUACUACCCUGAGACAAGGCUGAGUAUAUCCCACCAACCUACUACCCUGAGACAAGGCUGAGUAUAGCCCACCAACCUACUACCCUGAGUCAAGGCUGAGUAUAGCCCACCAACCUACUACCCUGAGACAAGGCUGAGUAUAGCCCACCAACCUACUACCCUGAGACAAGGCUGAGUAUAGCCCACAAAGAUCUCCUCCACCGCACGAGCCUGAGGGGACGCAAAACCAGACAGGAAGAUCACGUCUGUGACUCAACCCACUCAAGUAACGCACCCCUCCUAGGGACAGCAUGGAAGACCCCUCCUAGGGACGGCAUGGAAGAGCACUAGUAAGCCAGUGACUCAGCCCCCGUAAUAGGGUCAGAGGCAGAGAAUCCCAGUGGAGAGAGGGGAGCCGGCCAGGCAGAGACAGCAAGGGCGGUUCGUGCCUUGCCAUUCACCUUCGCACCCCUGGGCCAGACUACACUCAAUCAUAGGACCUACUGAAGAGAUGAGUCUUCAGUAAAGACUUACAGGUUGAGACCGAGUCUGCGUCUCUCACAUGGAUAAGCAGACCAUUCCAUAAAAAUGGAGCUCUAUAGGAGAAAGCCCUGCCUCCAGCUGUUUGCUUAGAAAUUCUAGGGACAAUAAGGAGGCCUGCGUCUUGUGACCGUAGCAUACGUGUAGGUACAGUGAGGGAAAAAAGUAUUUGAUCCCCUGCUGAUUUUGUACGUUUGCCCACUGACAAAGACAUGAUCAGUCUAUAAUUUUAAUGGUAGGUUUAUUUGAACAGUGAGAGACAGAAUAACAACAAAAAAAUCCUAGAAAAUCGCAUGUCAAAUAUGUUAUAAAUUGAUUUGCAUUUUAAUGAGGGAAAUAAGUAUUUGACCCCUCUGCAAAACAUGACUUAGUACUUGGUGGCAAAACCCUUGUUGGCAAUCACAGAGGUCAGACGUUUCUUGUAGUUGACCACCACGUUUGCACACAUCUCAGGAGGGAUUUUGUUCCACUCCUCUUUGCAGAUCUUCUCCAAGUCAUUAAGGUUUCGAGGCUGACGUUUGGCAACUCGAACCUUCAGCUCCCUCCACAGAUUUUCUAUGGGAUUAAGGUCAGGAGAUUGGCUAGGCCACUCCAGGACCUUAAUGUGCUUCUUCUUGAGCCACUCCUUUGUUACCUUGGCCAUGUGUUUUGGAUCAUUGUCAUGCUGGAAUACCAAUCCACAACCCAUUUUCAAUGCCCUGGCUGAGGGAAGGAGGUUCUCACCCAAGAUUUGACGGUACAUGGCCCUGUUCAUCAUCCCUUUGAUGCGGUGAAGUUGUCCUGUCCCCUUAGCAGAAAAACACUCCCAAAGCAUAAUGUUUCCACCUCCAUGUUUGACGGUGGGGAUGGUGUUCUUGGGGUCAUAGGCAGCAUUCCUCCUCCUCCAAACACGGCGAGUUGAGUUGAUGCCAAAGAGCUCGAUUUUGGUCUCAUCUGACCACAACACUUUCACCCAGUUCUCCUCUGAAUCAUUCAGAUGUUCAUUGGAAAACUUCAGACGGGCAUGUAUAUGUGCUUUCUUGAGCAGGGGGACCUUGCGGGCGCUGCAGUAUUUCAGUCCUUCACGGCGUAAUGUGUUACCAAUUGUUUUCUUGGUGACUAUGGUCCCAGCUGCCUUGAGAUCAUUGACAAGAUCCUCCCGUGUAGUUCUGGGCUGAUUCCUCACCGUUCUCAUGAUCAUUGCAAUUUCACGAGGUGAGAUCUUGCAUGGAGCCCCAGGCUGAGGGAGAUUGACAGUUAUUUUGUGUUUCUUCCAUUUGCGAAUAAUCACACCAUCUGUUUUCACCUUCUCACCAAGCUGCUUGGCGAUGGUCUUGUAGCCCAUUCCAGCCUUGUGUAGGUCUACAAUCUUGUCCCUGACAUCCUUGGAGAGCUCUUUGGUCUUGGCCAUGGUGGAGAGUUUGGAAUCUGAUUGAUUGAUUGCUUCUGUGGACAGGUGUCUUUUAUACAGGUAACAAGCUGAGAUUAGGAGCACUCCCUUUAAGAGUGUGCUCCUAAUCUCAGCUCAUUACCUGUAUAAAAGACACCUGGGAGCCAGAAAUCUUUCUGAUUGAGAGGGGGUCAUAUACUUAUUUCCCUCAUUAAAAUGCAAAUCAAUUUAUAACAAUUUUGACAUGCGUUUUUCUGGAUUUUUGUUGUUGUUAUUCUGUCUCUCACUGUUCAAAUAAACCUACCAUUAAAAUUAUAGACUGAUCAUUUCUUUGUCAGUGGGCAAACGUACAAAAUCAGGAUCAAAUACUUUUUUCCCUCACUGUAUGUAUGGCAGGACCAAAUCGGAGAGAUGGGUAGGAGCAAACCCAUGUAAUGCUUUGUAGGUUAGCAGUAAAACCUUGAAAUCAGCCCUAGCCUUAACAGGAAGCCAGUGCCAUCCAGGACCUAUAUACUAGGCAGUGUCAGAGGAAGGCCCAAAAAAUUGUCAAGGACUCCAGCCAACCUAGUCAUAGACUGUUCUCUCUGCUUCCGCACGGCAAGUGGUACCAGAGCGCCAAGUCUAGGUCCAAAAGGCUUCUUAACAGCUUCUACCCCCAAGCCAUAAGACUCCUGAACUAUUAAUCAAAUGGCCACCCGGACUAUUUACUAUUUGCAAUGACCUACCUGUCCCCCCCACCCCUUUGUUUUUACACUGCUGCGACUCUCUGUUUAUUAUCUAUGCAUAGUCACUUUACCCCUACCUAUAGUGCCUUGCAAAAGUAUUCAUCCCCUUGGCAUUUUUCCUAUUUUGUUGCAUUACAACCUGUCAUUUAAAUUGAUUUUUAUUUGGAUUUCAUGUAAUGGACAUACACAAAAUAGUCCAAAUUGUUGAAGUGAAAUGAAAAAGAUUACUUGUUUCAAAGAAUUCUAAAAAAUAAAUAAUGGAAAAGUGGUGCGUGCAUAUGUAUUCACCCCCUUUGCUAUGAAGCCCCUAAAUAAGAUCUGGUGCAACCAAUUACCUUCAGAAGUACCAUAAUUAGUUAAAUAAAGUCCACCUGUGUGCAAUCUAAGUGUCACAUGAUCUGUCACAUGAUCUCAGUAUAUAUACACCUGUUCUGAAAGGCCCCAGAGUCUGCAACACCACUAAGCAAGGGGCACCACCAAGCAAGUGGCACCAUGAAGACCAAGGAGCUCUCCAAACAGGUCAGGGACAAAGUUGUGGAGAAGUACAGAUCAGGGUUGGGUUAUAAAAAAAAUCCGUAACGUUGAACAUCCCAUGGAGCACCAUUAAAUCCAUUAUAAUAAAAUGGAAAGAAUAUGGCACCACAACAAACCUGCCAAGAGAGGGCCGCCCACCAAAACUCACGGACCAGGCAAGGAGGGCAUUGAUCAGAGAGGCAACAAAGAGACCAAAGAUAACCCUGAAGGAGCUGCAAAGCUCCACAGCGGAGAUUGGAGUAUCUGUCCUUUAGAACACUUUAAGUCAUACACUCCACAGAGCUGGGCUUUACGGAAGAGUGGUCAGAAAAAAGCCAUUGCUUAAAGAAAAAAAUAAGCAAACACAUUUGAUGUUCGCCAAAAUGCAUGUGUGAGACUCCCCAAACAGAUGGAAGCUUUUUGGCCAUCAAGGAAAAUGCUAUGUCUGGCGCAAACCCAACACCUCUCAUCACCCCGAGAACACCAUCCCACAGUGAAGCAUGGUGGUGGCAGCAUCAUGCUGUGGGGAUGUUUUUCAUCGGCAGGGACUGGGAAACUGGUCAGAAUUGAAGGAAUGAUGGAUGGUGCUAAAUACAGGGAAAUUCUUGAGGGAAACCUCUUUCAGUCUUCCAGAGAUUUGAGACUGGGACAGAGGUUCACCUCCCAGCAGGACAAUGAUCCUAAGCAUACUGCUAAAGCAACACUCGAGUGGUUUAAGGGGAAACAUUUAAAUGUCUUGGAAUGGCCUAGUCAAAGCCCAGACAUCAAUCCAACUGAGAAUCUGUGGUAUGACUUAAAGAUUGCUGUACACCAGCGGAACCCAUCCAACUUGAAGGAACAAUGACAAGGGGGGUGAAUACUCUUGCAAGCCACUGUACAUGUACAAAUUACCUCGACUAACCUGUACCCCCGCACAUUGACUCGGUACCGGUACCCUCUGUAUAUAGCCUCGUUAUUGUUAUUUUAUUGUUACUUUUGUUUUUAUUAAGUAAAUAUUUUCUUAACUCUAUUUUCUUUAAACUGCAUUAUUGGUUAAGGGCUUGUAAGUAAGCAUUUCAUGGUAAGGUCUACACCUGUUGUAUUCGGAGCAUGUGACAAAUACAAUUUGAUUUGAUUUGUAGAGAGACUAGCACUGAAGUAAUAUGAUAAAAUGUUUUGCUUCUAGUCAAGAUUCUAGCAGCUGUGUUUAGCACUAACUGGAGUUUAUUUAGUGCUUUAUCCGGGUAGCUGGAGAGUAGAGCAUUGCAGUAGUCUAAUCUAGAAGUGACAAAAGCAUGGACGAGCUUUUCUGCAUCAUUUUUGGACAAAACUUUUCUGAUUUUUGCAAUGUUACGAAGAUGGAAAAAACCUGUCCUUGAAAUAUUCUUGAUAUGUUCGUCAAAAGAGAUAUCAGGGUCCAGAGUAAUGCCGAGGUCCUUCACAGUUUUAUUUUAAACGACUGUACAACAAUCAAGAUUAAUUGUCAGAUCCAACAGCAGAUCUCUUUGUUUCUUGGGACCUAGAACUAGCAUCUUUGUUUUGUACGAGUUUAAAUGUAAAACAUUUGCCGCCAUCCACUUCCUUAUGUCUGAAACACAGGCUUCCAGGGUAGGCAAUGUCGGGGCUUCACCAUGUUUAAUCGAAAUGUACAGCUGUGUGUCGUCCACAUAUCAGUGAAAGUUGACAUUGUGUGUUUCCGAAUGACAUCACCAAGAGGUAGAACAUAUAGUGAAAACAAUAGUUGUCCAAAAUCGAACCUUGAGGAACAUCGAAACGUACAAUUGAUUUGUCAGAGGACAAGCCAUCCACAGAGACGAACUGAUAUCUUUCUGACAGAUAAGAUCUAAACCAGGCAAGAACUUGUCCAUGUAGACCAAUUAGGGGUUCCAAUCUCUCCAAAAGGAUGUGGUGAUCGAUGGUGUCAAAAGCAGCACUAAGGUCUAGUAGCACGAGGACAGAUGCAGAGCCUUGGUCUGACGCCAUUAAAAGGUCAUUUGCCACCUUCACGAGUGCAGUCUCAGUGCUAUGAUGGGGUCUAAAACCAGACUGAAGCAUUUCGUAUGCAUUAUUUGUCUUCAGGAAGGCAGUGAGUUGCUGCGCAACAGAUUUUUCAAAAAGUUUUGAGAGGAAUGGGAGAUUUGUUACAGGCCGAUUCGUUUUUUAAAAACAUUUUCCAGGUGAACGUUUGGCUUUUUCAAGGGAGGCUUUAUUACUGCCAGGUUUAUUGAAUUUGGUACACAUCCAGUGGAUAGGGAGCCAUUUAUUAUGUUCAACAUAGGAGGGCCAAGCACAGGAAGUAGCUCUUUCAGUAGUUUAGUUUGGAAUAGGGUCCAGUAUGCAGCUUGAAGGUUUUGAGGCCAUUACUAUUUUCAUGAAUGUAUCAAGAGAUACAGGAUAAAAAAACUUGAGUGUCUCCAUUGAUCCCAGGUCCUGGCAGUUCUGUGCAGACUCAGGACAACUGAGCUUUGGAGAAAUACGCAGAUUCAAAGAGGAGUCUGUAAUUUGCUUUCUAAUGAUCAUGAUCUUUUCGUCAAAGAUGUUCAUGAAUUCGUCACUGCUGAAGUGAAAGCCAUCCUCUCUUGGGGAAUGCUGCUUUUUAGUUAGCUUUGCGACAGUAUCAAAAAUAAAUAUUGGAUUGUUGUUAUUCUUCUCAAUUAGGUUGGAAAAAUAGGAUGAUCGAGCAGCAGUGAGGGCUCUUUGAUAUUGCACGGUACUUUCUUUCCAAGCUAGUAGGAAGACUUCCAGUUUGGUGGAGCGCCAUUUCCGUUCAAAUUUUCUGGAAGCUUGCUUCAGGGCUCGAGUAUUUUCUCUAUACCAGGGAGCUAGUUUCUUGUGACAAAUGUUUUUUGUUUUUAGGGGUGCGACUGCAUCUAGGGUAUUACGCAAGGUUACAUUUAGAUCCUCAGUUAGGUCGUUAACUGAUUUUUGUACUCCGACGUCCUUGGGUAGGUGGAGGGAGUCUGGAAGGGCCUCUAGGAAUCUUUGGGUUGUCCAACAAUUUAUAGCACAUCUUUUGAUGAUCCUUGGUUGGGGUCUGAGAAGAUUAUUUGUUGCGAUUGCGAACGUAAUAAGAUUGUGGUCCGAUAGUCCAGGAUUAUAAGGAAAAACAAUUUGAUCCACAAUUUUUAUUCCACGGACAAAACUAGAUCCAGGGUAUGACUGUGGCAAUGAGUAGGUCCAGCGACAUGUUGGACAAAAUCCACUGAGUCGAUGAUGGCUCCAAAAGCCUUUUGGAGUGGGUCUGUGGAGUUUUCCAUGUGAAUAUUGAAGUCACCAAUUAUUUUUAUAUUAUCUGCCAUGACUACAAGGUCCGAUAGGAAUUCAAGGAUGAAUGCUGUAUACGACCCAGGAGGCCUGUAAACAGUAGCUAUAAAAAGUGAUUGAGUAGGCUGCAUAGAUUUCAUGACUAGAAGCUCAAAAGACAAAAACGCAGUCAUUUAUUUAAUUAUUUUUUUUUAAAUUUGCUGUCGUAAAUGUUAGCAACACCUCUGCCUUUGUGUGAUGCGCGGGGGAUAUGGUCACUAGUGUAACCAGGAGGAGAGGCCUCAUUUAACACAGUCAAUUCAUCAGGCUGGAGCCAUGUUUCAGUCAGGCCAAUCACAUCAAGAUUAUGAUCAGUGAUUAGUUCAUUGACUAUGAAUCCCUUGGAAGUGAGGGAUCUAACAUUAAGUAACCCUAUUUUGAGAUGUGAGAUAUCACAAUCUCUUUCAAUAAUGACAGGAAUGGAGGAGGUCUUUAUUCCAGUGAGAUUGCUAAGGCGAGCACCGCCAUGUUUAGUUUUGCCCAACCUAGAUCGAGGCACAGACACUGUCUCAAUGGGGAUAGCUGAGCUGACUACACUGACUGUGCUAGUGGCAGACUCCACUAAGCUGGCAGGCUGGCUAACAGCCUGCUGCCUGGCCUGCACCCUGUCUCAUUGGGGAGGCUAACAGCCUGCUGCCUGGCCUGCACCCUGUCUCAUUGGGCUGGCUAACAGCCUGCUGCCUGGCCUGCACCCUGUCUCAUUGGGGAGGCUAACAGCCUGCUGCCUGGCCUGCACCCUGUCUCAUUGGGGAGGCUAACAGCCUGCUGCCUGGCCUGCACCCUGUCUCAUUGUGGAGCUAGAGGAAUUAGAGCCCUGUCUAUGUUGGUAGAUAAGAUGAGAGCACCCCUCCAGCUAGGAUGGAGUCCAUCACUCCUCAGCAGGCCAGGCUUGGUCCUGUAGCACCCCUCCAGCUAGGAUGGAGUCCAUCACUCCUCAGCAGGCCAGGCUUGGUCCUGUAGCACCCCUCCAUCUAGGAUGGAGUCCGUCACUCCUCAGCAGGCCAGGCUUGGUCCUGUUUGUGGGUGAGUCACUGAAAGAGUGUCAAUUAUCUACAAAUUCUAUCUUUUGGGAGGGGCAGAAAGCUGUUUUCAAACAGUGAUUGAGUAGUGCGAGUCUGCUGUAGAACUCAUCACUCCCCCUAACUGGGAGGGGCCAGAGACAAUUACUCAAUGCCGACACAUCUUUCUAGCUAAUUUGCACGCUGAAGCUAUGUUGCGCUUGUUGACCUCUGACUGUUUCAUCCUAACAUUGUUGGUGCCGACAUGGAUAACAAUAUCCCUAUACUCUCUACACUCGCCAGUUUUAGCCUUAGCCAGCACCAUCUUCAGGUUAGCCUUUACGUCGGUAGCCCUGCCCCCUGGUAAACAGUGUAUGAUCGUUGGACGAUUGUUUUUAAGUCUAAUAUUGUGGGUAUUGGAGUCGCCAAUGACUAGGAUUUUUAAUUUGUCAGCACUAAUGGUGGAAGGCUUCGGUGGCUCAGACCCCGUAACGGGUGGAGGAGAGACCUGAGAAGGCGCGGCCUCUGACUCCGACUCGUUGCUUAAUGGAGAGAACCGGUUGAAAGUUUCUGUCGGCUGAAUGAGCGACACCGGUUGAGCAUGCUGACAGCAUUUCUUUCCAGAAGCCUUAAGAAAAUUGUCCGGCUGCGGGGACUGUGCGGGGGGGAUUUAUACUACUAUCUGUACUUACUGGUGUCACAGACGCUGUUUCAUCCUUUCCUACACUUACAUUGCCCUUGCCUAACGAUUGCAUCUGAAGCUGGGCUUGCAGCACGGCUAUCCUCACCAUAAGGGGAUAGUUCUCCUGCAUAUUAUGAGUACAGUGACUGCAAUUAGAUGGCAUAGUGUUAAUGUUACUACUUAGCUUUUUCAGCUGGUGGAGGUCCUGUAGAACCAUGUCCAGAUAAAGAGUCCUGUAGAACCAUGUCCAGAUAAAGGGUCCUGUAGAACCAUGUCCAGAUAAAGCCUCCUGUAGAACCAUGUCCAGAUAAAGCCUCCUGUAGAACCAUGUCCAGAUAAAGCCUCCUGUAGAACCAUGUCCAGAUAAAGGGUCCUGUAGAACCAUGUCCAGAUAAAGGGUCCUGUAGAACCAUGUCCAGAUAAAGGGUCCUGUAGAACCAUGUCCAGAUAAAGCCUCCUGUAGAACCAUGUCCAGAUAAAGCCUCCUGUAGAACCAUGUCCAGAUAAAGGGUCCUGUAGAACCAUGUCCAGAUAAAGGGUCCUGUAGAACCAUGUCCAGAUAAAGGGUCCUGUAGAACCAUGUCCAGAUAAAGGGUCCUGUAGAACCAUGUCCAGAUAAAGGGUCCUGUAGAACCAUGUCCAGAUAAAGGGUCCUGUGGAACCAUGUCCAGAUAAAGGGUCCUGUAGAACCAUGUCCAGAUUAAAAGUCCUGUAGAACCAUGUCCAGAUAAAGGGUCCUAUAGAACCAUGUCCAGAUAAAGGGUCCGGGGUGAAAAAGUUGAAUGAAAAAAGUUGAGCGAGGAAGAAACUAAGAUGUUGGUAAAUGUGUUAAAUGCAGAGUUUUGAUUAAAUGGUUAUUACAAGUAAAAACCGAAAAGUUUGUCAGGUAGCUAAGUAGCAACAAACAGCACAGCAGCUCAGAGACAAGUCUGGAAGUUGUAAUCAACCCAAGAACAAUGAAUACAGCUGGAAACAGACUGCUCUGAAGGCCAUUAUUUCAGCCCAGGGUGUGAGAACUAUCUGCCAUGCUGCUAAUUUCAUCUGAAGGCUGAAUGCUGGCGUUAGGGCUGUGGAGCUGUCUCUGUGUAUCUAGCUGGUCACUAAUGGGUUGUUUGUCAUUGCAGCCUGGGAGGAAGCCUUCGUAGAGUUCCAGAGGCUGAAGUAAGUUCACCAACUCUACACCAGCGUUCUUGGUCUCUUAUUAUGAAGCCAGACAGACAGAUGCAGUGUAUAUAGUUGUUGUUGUGACAUGUUCCUGACCCUGUGUCUGUCUCUCUGUCUGUCUUCCUCAGGGCUGCUGCCAUUGCAGAGAGAAGUGAGUGGUUAUUUAUAUUCUCCAAUAUUAUGAAACAUCUUCUCUUCCUGCUCUGGGCUGGUGGGAGGGGCUCUGAAUGUUACACUGUGUGUGUGUGUUAACACUGACCAUCCUGUAUUGCAGACCGUGCCCGCGUGGUGGGAGGUCUGCCAGAUGUGGUGACCAUCCAGGAGGGCAAGGUAACUAGGAUCCCUCUCACUCAAUUCAAAGGGCUUUAUUGGCAUGGGAAACAUAUGUUUACAAAGCCAAAGCAAGUUUCUCUCUCGCACGCUCACACUCUCUCUCUCUCUCGCUCACACUUUCUCUCUCUAUCUCUCUCUCACUUCCCACUUCUCUCUCUCUACCUCUCUCUCUCGCGCUCACACUCACUCUCUCUCUCUCUCUCUCUCUCUCUAUAUAUAUAUAUAUAUAUAUAUCUCUCGCUCGCUCUCUCACUUCCCACCUCUCCCUCUCUCGCGCUCACAACUCUCUCUCUCUAUAUAUAUAUAUCACUACUUCCCUCUUCUCAUCUCCUCCUCAUCUCUUCUCCUCUCUCCUUCUCUCUCUCCUCUCACUCCCUCUCCUCUCUCCUCUCUUAUAUCUCUAUUCUAUCAUAGUUUCUCUCUCUCUCGGUCUCUCUCCUUCUCUCUUCUCGGUCUCUCUUCUCUCUCUCUCCAUCUCUCUCUCUCCUCGUCUCUUUCUAUAUAUGUCUAUAUUGUUCUUCAUCUGCCUCCCCACUAGUCUCUAACCUGACUAUAUUAUGACCAAAUUAAGAUAUGAUAGAGAGAGAGCGAGGAUCUCACACGUUCACGUCCACUCUCUUUCUCGCUCUUUCCUGUCUCUCAUCUCCUCCACUCUCUCCCUCCCGCUCGUGUCUGUAUGAUUUGGUGAACAGAGGUUAAUUAUGCUGACAGUCAGCCUCCCACGUUCCCGUCUCUGAACCUGACAGGCAAUGUGUGGGGUGACCCCGCACCCGAGGUCACCUGGAUGAAGAACGACAGAGAGCUGGUGUCUGACGAACGUUACGCCCUCAAGUUUGAACACGGCAAGUUUGCCAGCAUCACCAUCGCCUCAGUAACCACGACCGACUCAGGGAAGUAUGCACUCCUGGUGAAGAACAAGUAUGGAACCGAGGCAGGAGAGUUCACUGUGUCUGUCUACUUCCCAGAGGAUGAGAAGAAAACAGAGUAGAGGAGGAUGGAGUUGGGAUGGAGUUGGGAUGGAGUUGGGAUGGAGUUGGGAUGGGGGGAUAGAUGGAGGAGUAGUUAUAACAGGCUGAAGGAUGACAGGGCGACCUCCAAAGCUCUUUACCCCAGUGCAUGAUGGUAAACAGAGAACAGGCUGGAAGCAUUCAGGAGAUGACAAAGAUUUGUUGCUGAGAGGUCUUGGUACAUAUCCUUCUGCUGUCAUGUUGAAACCAGAAGCCCCCAGGGCAUCAUGUCUAUACUGAUGUGUUGAAUCUAAAUGAUGAACCUGGGAAGAAUGAAGGAUUGCUCUCCAUCUGUCUCUGUCAGGCACUGGGAUGAACAGCUGGGAGGAUAAUAUAGUUGAGUAGAAAGCAUAGUGUUAUACUCUGCUGUUGAUGUUGCUUGGUUUGUGGUCUUUGUAGAUGUAAGGAUGUUUUGGUCCAACCAGGAGAUGGUUGACUUGUCUGUCUGCUGCUUUCAGAUAAACACGCUGUUACUCACUUCCCAUGUUAGUAGACCAUUACUUUGGGUUAAACUUUAGAAAUACAUUGGGCUAAACUUUGAACUCUGACUGUAACUUGCCAAUAUGUAGAAGUGUUAGACAACCACAACAUAUAUUACAGCAGAGGUCAGAGGUUAGAGAUCAGAGGAGACUGGAGGGUUGAGGAAGCAGAGGCAUUAAAGGCCCAGCAGGCAGUCUGUGUGUACAUCCCAAAUUGCACCCUAUUCCCCAUUGGCCCUGGUCAAAAGUAGUGCACUGUAUAGGGAAUAGUGAGCCAUUUGGGAUGGUGUUUCUGUAUAGCCCUGUAUCUCUAGUGUGUUCAUGUGAAACUAGUUCUGUCUGUCUGACAGCCUCAGGCCUGGAUACAUAACACAUUGACACAAUGGAGUGCGCGCGCACACACACACACACACACACACACAUACACACACACAUACACACACACACACACACACAAACACGUAACUCAACAUAAACUAUAUACUUCUAGAGGCAUUUACUACCAGUUUGUCCAUAGAAUUUCUGUAGGUUGACAUGACACAGAAGGAAGGAAGGAAGGAAGGAAGGAAGGAAGGAAGGAAGGAAGGAAGGUGGAGUUAGGCUACAGAUGGUGACAGAACACAUAACAAUGUCAAAGUUCACUGUGAGAGCUACUUUAUGAAAUGUGUUUUGUGUUCAUUGAAAGUAAUAACCUACUGUCCUCCUCAUGACUCUGGUCCCUGUGUUAAUAAAGGUGCUUUACUCACGGUCUCUCCUCCUUAUCUUCAUACAAUAGUAGAUGGAUGUUAGUAUUGAUUGUAUCACUCAACUACUGUAACCAAGUCCACUCAGGACAGAACUGUCUGUUCGUCAUAAUAAGCAGGAUGUUUUCAUGUUAUGAAUAUGAGGCAGCGGAGAACGACUGCCCCUGCUGGCUGACCGCGGUACUGCUGGCACUGUAUGCAGAAAAUAGGAUCACCAAUUAUAGUGAAUGGAAAAAUUGAGAUCUUCAUGGUCAGUCUCUGUGUAAAUAAACAAAUGUCUCAAAGGCAAUCAUGGUACCAAUAAUUGCUUCUAAGACACAAGAUGUACUGUAUGUUCUUGAAGUGAUUAUUUUUAAAUCGCACACAGAAGAAGUUAAGGAUAAUUUAGUUUCUAAUGGAAGCCUGCAGUACCCUGGUUGGCCUUCAACUAGACUCACUCAAUGAGAGGGGGCAGCACUGAGCUAGCCUGCAACAUCACUUCAUGGAGUAGCUCAAACUGGGCAUGUUAUGUCUCCAUGAGACAUCAUCUUAAAGAUGAAGUCCGGAUCUUAAGCACAACAAAUUCGUAAUAUAUGGUACUAAUUGGAUUCGUAACGUAUCAUACAAAUUACACAACAACAAAAAAUACAUAUAUGAAAUGUAUGAUGACGUAGUACACAGAAACCAGGGACUCGUUUUGGCUCGUUUUGGCUCGUGAGCACCACUUUCAAAACUACUGGCUGAAAUUAUACAAACGUUCUGGAGUAUCACUUUAACCAACUUAAUUUGGCUUAUUGAGACUUCACAUAGAAAUGAAUGGUGUCACUUGAUCAAUGGCUUUGUCCAUUCAUAUACUGUAUGUAGUCAUUGAUGUGAGGUCAUGGACUGUUACAAAAUAUAAAUACUUUUUUCACCUUCAUGGCUUUUCCAUAAAGUCACAUGACAUUGUCACAUAGCUGCAGCUGGUAGCCCUGCUGUUGUGUUCUGUUGUUCUUUUGGGUUCUGUUGCAUUCUGUUGUUCUGUUCUGUUCUGUUGUGUUCUGUUGUGUUCUGUUCUGUUCUGGAGUCUGUUGUGUUCUGUUGUUCUUUUGGGUUCUGUUGCAUUCUGUUGUGUUGUUUUCUGUUGUUCUGUUGUUCUGUUGUUGUGUUCUGUUCUGGGGUCUGUUGUGUUCUGUUCUGUUCACCGGACGAGCUACCUUGUCCCAGACCUUCUGUUUUCAACUCUCUCUCUCUCUACCGCACCUGCUAUUUCAACCUCUAAAUGCCCGGCUAUGAAAAGCCAAGUGACAUUUACUCCUGAUGUACUGACCUGUUGCAACCUCUACAACCACUGUGAUUAUUAUUUGACCCUGCUGGUCAUCUAUGAACGUUUGAACAUCUUGAAGAACAAUUUGGCCUUAAUGGCCAUGUACUCAUAAUCUUCACCCGGCAUAGCCAGAAGAGGACUGGCCACCCCUCAGAGCCUGGUUCCUCUCUAGGUUUCUUCCUAGGUUCCUGCCUUUCUAGGGAGAUUUUCUUAGCCACCGUGCUUCUACAUCUGCAUUGCUUUCUGUUUGGGGUUUUAGGCUGGGUUUCUGUAUAGAACUUUGUGACAUCUACUGAUGUAAAAAGGCCUUUAUAAAUACAUUUGAUUGAUUGAUUGUGUUGUGUUCUUUUGGGUUCUAUUGUGUCCUGUUGCUCUGCUCUGUUGUGUUGUGUGUGUUCUGUUGUGUUCUGUUCUGUUCUGGGUUGUGUUGUUGUGUUGUGUGUUCUGUUCUGGGUUGUGUUGUGUGUGUGUUCAGUUUUGUUGUGUGUGUUCUGUUCUGUUGUGUUGUAGGUGUGCUGUGUUGUGCUGUUCUGUAGUGACUGUAUAUAUGAAUGGACAAAGCAAUCGAUCACAUGACACCAUUAAUUCCUAUGUGAAGACUCAAUAGCGCAUUGAAGCCAAAUGAAGUCGGUUAAGAUGGCAUCUCAAAACAUGCAGGCUAGCUCAGUGCUGCCCCCUCUCAUUGAGUAAAUCAAGUUGAAGACAGACCGGGGUACUGCAGGCUGCCAUUAGCAACAAAAUGAUCCUUAUCACUUCUUCUGUGCUUGAUUUUAAAAUAAUCAGUUCAAGGACAUACACUACUGUUCAAAAGUUUGGGGUCACUUAGAAAUGUCCUUGUUUUCGAAAGAAAAGCACUUUUUGUGUCCAUUAAAAUAACAUUACAUUUAUCAGAAAUAAAGUGUAGACAUUGUUAAUGUUGUAAAUGGCUAUUGUAGCUGGAAAUGGCUGAUUUUUAAUGGAAUAUCUACAUAGGCGUACAGAGGCCCAUUAUCAGCAACCAUCAGUCAUGUGUUCCAAUGGCACGUUGUGUUUGCUAAUCCAAGUUUAUCAUUUUAAAAGGCUAAUUGAUCAUUAGAAAACCCUUUUGUAAUUAUGUUAGCACAGCUGAAAACUGUUGUGCUGAUUAAAGAAGCAAUAAAACUGGCCUUCUUGAGACUAGUUGAGUAUCUGGAGCAUUAGCAAUUGUGGGUUCAAUUACAGGCUCAAAAUGGCCAGAAACAAAGAACUUUCUUCUGAAACUCAUCAGUUUAUUCUUGUUCUGAGAAAUGAAGGCUAUUCCAUGCGAGAAAUUGCCAAGAAACUGAAGAUUUCGUACAACGCUGUGUACUACUCCUUUCACAGAACAGUGCGAACUGUCUCGAACCAUUUAUUAAAGAUGCGUGCGCACAAAAAAGACUGAACCUUGCGUGGGCCAGUUUUCCUGCAAAGGUUGGUACAGUGAGGGGAAAAAGUAUUUGAUCCCCUGCUGAUUUUGAUGUUUGCCCACUGACAAAGACAUGAUCAGUCUAUAAUUUUAAUGGUAGGUUUAUUUGAACAGUGAGAGACAGAAUAACAACAACAAAAUCCAGAAAAACGCAUGUCAAAAAUGUUAUAAAUUGAUUUGCAUUUUAAUGAGCUGAAUUGCUCAUUAAAAUGCAAUUUUAAUUGCAAAAUGUAAUUGCUGAAUUUCUGUAGUUCAAUACUUCCUAUGGGGAUACAAUUGAUAGUGCAGCUUAAAAAUGUAUACUGAACAAAAAUAUAAACGCAACAAUUUCUGAGAUUUGACUGAGUUACUGUUCAUACAAGGAAAUCAGUCAAUUGAAAUAAAUUCAUUAGGCCCUAAUCUAUGAAUUUCACGUGACUGGGCAGGGGCGCAGCCAUGGGUGGGCCUGGGCGGGCAUAGGCCCACCCACUGGGGAACCAGGCCCAGCCAAUAUUCUCUAAAACGACAUUGGAGGGGGCUUACAGUAGAGAAAUUAACAUUAAAUGAUCUGGCAACAGCUCUGUUGGACAUUCCUGUAGUCAGCAUGCCAAUUUCACAUUCCCUCAAAACUUGAGAUAUCUGUGCCAUUGUGUUGUGACAAAACUGCACAUUUUAGAAUGGCCUUUUAUUGUCCCCAGCAUAAGGUGCACCUGUGUAAUGAUCAUGCUGUAUAAUCAGCUUCUUGAUAUGCCACACCUGUCAAGUGGAUGGAUUAUCUUGGCAAAGGAGAAAUGCUCACCAACAGGGAUGUAAACAAAUGUAUGUACAACAUUUGAGAUAAGCUUUUUGUGAGUAUGGAACAUUUCUGGGAUAUUUUAUUUCAGCUCAUGAAACAUGGGACCAACACUUAACAUGUUGCAUUUAUAUUUUUGAUCAGUAUUUAUGGCAAGGUAAAAUGAAUACAUUUACAAAAAGAGGGAAAUAUGUAGGAGGACUACAUACCAAACUUUAAAUUGUAUUUCCAGGCUCUAUCAUUUCGCCCCAUCCUACAUUUUACAUUACAUUUACAUUUACGUCAUUUAGCAGACGCUCUUAUCCAGAGCGACUUACAAAUUGGUGCAUUCACCCUAUAGCCAGUGGGAUAACCACUUUACAAUUAAAAAAAAAAAAAUAAUUGGGGGGGGGGGGUAGAAGGAUUACUUUAUCCUAUCCCAGGUAUUCCUUAAAGAGGUGGGGUUUCAAAUGUCUCCGGAAGGUGGUGAGUGACUCCGCUGUCCUGGCAUCGUGAGGGAGCUUGUUCCACCAUUGGGGUGCCAGAGCAGCGAACAGUUUUGACUGGGCUGAGCGGGAACUAUGCUUCCGCAGAGGAAGGGGAGCCAGCAGGCCAGAGGUGGAUGAACGCAAUGCCCUCGUUUGGGUGUAGGGACUGAUCAGAGCCUGAAGGUACGGAGGUGCCGUUCCCCUCACUGCUCCAUAGGCAAGCACCAUGGUCUUGUAGCAGAUGCGAGCUUCAACUGGAAGCCAGUGGAGUGUGCGGAGGAGGGGGGUGACGUGAGAGAAAUUGGGAAGGUUGAACACCAGACGGGCUGCGGCAUUCUGGAUGAGUUGUAGGGGUUUAAUGGCACAGGCAGGGAGCCCAGCCAACAGCGAGUUGCUGUUGGCUGAUUUAGACAUGAUUAUUUUGCCCCCUGGCUGAGUAUAGAGAGAAAUAUGGUGUCUCCUAUUGACCUGGAAGAGGUGGUCUCCACUGAUAUAUCCCUUAAACAAUGUAAUAUGGUGUCUCCUAUUGAUCUGGAAGAGGUGGUCUCCACUGAUAUAUCCCUUAAACAAUAUAAUAUGGUGUCUCCUAUUGAUCUGGAAGAGGUGGUCUCCACUGAUAUAUCCCUUAAACAAUGUAAUAUGGUGUCUCCUAUUGACCUGGAAGAGGUGGUCUCCACUGAUAUAUCCCUUAAACAAUGUAAUAUGGUGUCUCCUAUUGAUCUGGAAGAGGUGGUCUCCACUGAUAUAUCCCUUAAACAAUGUAAUAUGGUGUCUCCUAUUGACCUGGAAGAGGUGGUCUCCACUGAUAUAUCCCUUAAACAAUGUAAUAUGGUGUCUCCUAUUGAUCUGGAAGAGGUGGUCUCCACUGAUAUACAGUGGGGAAAAAAAGUAUUUAGUCAGCCACCAAUUGUACAAGUUCUCCCACUUAAAAAGAUGAGAGAGGCCUGUAAUUUUCAUCAUAGGUACACGUCAACUAUGACAGACAAAUUGAGAAAAAAAAAUCCAGAUAAUCCAAUUGUAGGAUUUUUAAUGAAUUUAUUUGCAAAUUAUGGUGGAAAAUAAGUAUUUGGUCACCUACAAACAAGCAAGAUUUCUGGCUCUCACAGACCUGUAACUUCUUCUUUAAGAGGCUCCUCUGUCCUCCACUCGUUACCUGUAUUAAUGGCACCUGUUUGAACUUGUUAUCAGUAUAAAAGACACCUGUCCACAACCUCAAACAGUCACACUCCAAACUUCACAAUGGCCAAGACCAAAGAGCUGUCAAAGGACACCAAAAACAAAAUUGUAGACCUGCACCAGGCUGGGAAGACUGCAUCUGCAAUAGGUAAGCAGCUUGGUUUGAAGAAAUCAACUGUGGGAGCAAUUAUUAGGAAAUGGAAGACAUACAAGACCACUGAUAAUCUCCCUCGAUCUGGGGCUCCACGCAAGAUCUCAUCCUGUGGGGUCAAAAUGAUCACAAGAACGGUGAGCAAAAAUCCCAGAACCACACGGUGGGACCUAGUGAAUGACCUGCAGAGAGCUGGGACCAAAGUAAUAAAGCCUACCAUCAGUAACACACUACGCCGCCAGGGACUCAAAUCCUGCAGUGCGAGACGUGUCCCCCUGCUUAAGCCAGUACAUGUCCAGGCCCGUCUGAAGUGCAUUUGGAUGAUCCAGAAGAGGAUUGGGAGAAUGUCAUAUGGUCAGAUGAAACCAAAAUAUAACUUUUUGGUAAAAACUCAACUCGUCAUGUUUGGAGGACAAAGAAUGCUGAGUUGCAUCCAAAGAACACCAUACCUACUGUGAAGCAUGGGGUUGGAAACAUCAUGCUUUGGGGCUGUUUUUCUGCAAAGGGACCAGGACGACUGAUCCGUGUAAAGGAAAGAAUGAAUGGGGCCAUGUAUCGUGAGAUUUUGAGUGAAACCCUCCUUCCAUCAGCAAGGGCAUUGAAGAUGAAACGUGGCUGGGUCUUUCAGCAUGACAAUGAUCCCAAACACACCGCCCGGGCAACGAAGGAGUGGCUUCGUAAGAAGCAUUUCAAGGUCCUGGAGUGGCCUAGCCAGUCUCCAGAUCUCAACCCCAUAGAAAAUCUUUGGAGGGAGUUGAAAGUCUGUGUUGCCCAGCGACAGCCCCAAAACAUCACUGCUCUAGAGGAGAUCUGCAUGGAGGAAUGGGCCAAAAUACCAGCAACAGUGUGUGAAAACCUUGUGAAGACUUACAGAAAACGUUUGACAUGUGUCAUUGCCAACAAAGGGUAUAUAACAAAGUAUUGAGAAACUUUUGUUAUUGACCAAAUACUUAUUUUCAACCAUCAUAUGCCAAUAAAUUCAUUAAAAAUCCUACAAUGUGAUUUUCUGGAUUUUUUUUCCUCAUUUUGUCUGUCAUAGUUGACGUGUACCUAUGAUGAAAAUUACAGGCCUCUCUCAUCUUUUUAAGUGGGAGAACUUGCACAAUUGGUGGCUGACUAAAUACUUUUUUUCCCCACUGUAUCCCUUAAACAAUGUAAUAUGGUGUCUCCUAUUGCCCUGGAAGAGGUGGUCUCCACUGAUAUAUCCCUUAAACAAUGUAAUAUGGUGUCUCCUAUUGAUCUGGAAGAGGUGGUCUCCACUGAUAUAUCCCUUAAACAAUGUAAUAUGGUGUCUCCUAUUGGUCACUGAUAUAUCCCUUAAACAAUGUAAUAUGGUGUCUCCUAUUGAUCUGGAAGAGGUUGUCUCCACUGAUAUAUCCCUUAAACAAUAUAAUAUGGUGUCUCCUAUUGAUCUGGAAGAGGUGGUCUCCACUGAUAUAUCCCUUAAACAAUGUAAUAUGGUGUCUCCUAUUGAUCUGGAAGAGGUGGUCUCCACUGAUAUAUCCCUUAAACAAUGUAAUAUGGUGUCUCCUAUUGAUCUGGAAGAGGUGGUCUCCACUGAUAUAUCCUUAAACAAUGUAAUAUGGUGUCUCCUAUUGAUCUGGAAGAGGUGGUCUCCACUGAUAAAUCCCUUAAACAAUGUAAUAUGGUGUCUCCUAUUGCCCUGGAAGAGGUGGUCUCCACUGAUAUAUCCUUAAACAAUAUAAUAUGGUGUCUCCUAUUGAUCUGGAAGAGGUGGUCUCCACUGAUAUAUCCCUUAAACAAUGUCAUAUGGUGUCUCCUAUUGACCUGGAAGAGGUGGUCUCCACUGAUAUAUCCCUUAAACAAUGUAAUAUGGUGUCUCCUGUAGCCCUGGAAGAGGUAGUCUCCACUUAUAUAUCCCUUAAACAAUGUAAUAUGGUGUCUCCUAUUGAUCUGGAAGAGGUGGUCUCCACUGAUAUAUCCCUUAAACAAUGUAAUAUGGUGUCUCCUAUUGAUCUGGAAGAGGUGGUCUCCACUGAUAUAUCCCUUAAACAAUGUAAUAUGGUGUCUCCUGUUGCCCUGGAAGAGGUGGUCUCCACUGAUAUAUCCCUUAAACAAUGUAAUAUGGUGUCUCCUAUUGAUCUGGAAGAGGUGGUCUCCACUGAUAUAUCCCUUAAACAAUGUAAUAUGGUGUCUCCUAUUGACCUGGAAGAGGUGGUCUCCACUGAUAUAUCCCUUAAACAAUGUCAUAUGGUGUCUCCUAUUGACCUGGAAGAGGUUGUCUCCACUGAUAUAUCCCUUAAACAAUGUAAUAUGGUGUCUCCUAUUGGUCACUGAUAUAUCCCUUAAACAAUGUAAUAUGGUGUCUCCUAUUGAUCUGGAAGAGGUGGUCUCCACUGAUAAAUCCCUUAAACAAUGUAAUAUGGUGUCUCCUAUUGAUCUGGAAGAGGGGGUCUCCACUGAUAUAUCCCUUAAACAAUGUAAUAUGGUGUCUCCUAUUGAUCUGGAAGAGGUGGUCUCCACUGAUAUAUCCCUUAAACAAUGUAAUAUGGUGUCUCCUAUUGAUCUGGAAGAGGUGGUCUGCACUGAUAUAUCCCUUAAACAAUGUAAUAUGGUGUCUCCUGUUGCCCUGGAAGAGGUGGUCUCCACUGAUAUAUCCCUUAAACAAUGUAAUAUGGUGUCUCCUGUUGACCUGGAAGAGGUGGUCUCCACUGAUAUAUCCCUUAAACAAUGUAAUAUGGUGUCUCCUGUUGACCUGGAAGAGGUGGUCUCCACUGAUAUAUCCCUUAAACAAUGUCAUAUGGUGUCUCCUAUUGCCCUGGAAGAGGUGGUCUCCACUGAUAUAUCCCUUAAACAAUGUAAUAUGGUGUCUCCUAUUGAUCUGGAAGAGGUGGUCUCCACUGAUAUAUCCCUUAAACAAUGUAAUAUGGUGUCUCCUAUUGGUCACUGAUAUAUCCCUUAAACAAUGUAAUAUGGUGUCUCCUGUUGACCUGGAAGAGGUGGUCUCCACUGAUAUAUCCCUUAAACAAUGUAAUAUGGUGUCUCCUAUUGAUCUGGAAGAGGUGGUCUCCACUGAUAUAUCCCUUAAACAAUGUAAUAUGGUGUCUCCUAUUGACCUGGAAGAGGUGGUCUCCACUGAUAUAUCCCUUAAACAAUAUAAUAUGGUGUCUCCUAUUGACCUGGAAGAGGUGGUCUCCACUGAUAUAUCCCUUAAACAAUGUCAUAUGGUGUCUCCUAUUGAUCUGGAAGAGGUGGUCUCCACUGAUAUAUCCCUUAAACAAUGUAAUAUGGUGUCUCCUAUUGCCCUGGAAGAGGUGGUCUCCACUGAUAUAUCCCUUAAACAAUGUAAACUAUGCUUUGGUCCUAGUAUUGCUCACAACAUUUAUAUUUGGCGCAAAAUUUAAAAACAAUGUAACUGGGAAUCAAAAUGGCACGUCCAUACUCCAAUAUUUGUCAUCAAUGCCUUGCGAUCUGGAGGGCAGCCUUUUGCCCCCAAUGGUCCAAAUGUGGAAACCGUACUCUUACCGAUAUCAUGGACAGUAAUGGUUUGAGAACAUGCCAAGAUUUUAAAGAUACAUACACAUUACCAGGCUACAAAUGUUUUCAAUAUUCACAAUUUAGGUCAUCUAUGCUGGCCUAUGGAAUCUCUUCGGUAACAUAACUACCGAAAUAUCCAAUGAUGGGAUUUAUAAAUAUAUUAUCUGGGCUCCCAAAAGGACUGAUCUGAUAUAUAUAUAUAUAUACAGUGGGGAGAACAAGUAUUUGAUACACUGCCGAUUUUGAAGGUUUUCCUACUUACAAAGCAUGUAGAGGUCUGUCAUUUUUAUCAUAGGUACACUUCAACUGUAAGAAUCCAGAAAAUCACAUUGUAUGAUUUUUAAGUAAUUAAUUUGCAUUUUAUUGCAUGACAUAAGUAUUUGAUACAUCAGAAAAGCAUAACUUAAUAUUUGGUAAAGAAACCUUUGUUUACAAUUACAGAGAUCAUAUGUUUCCUGUAGGUCUUGACCAGGUUUGCACACACUGCAGCAGGGAUUUUGGCCCACUCCUCCAUACAGACCUUCUCCAGAUCCUUCAGGUUUCGGGGCUGUCGCUGGGCAAUACGGACUUUCAGCUCCCUCCAAAGAUUUUCUAUUGGGUUCAGGUCUGGAGACUGGCUAGGCCACUCCAGGACCUUGAGAUGCUUUUUACGGAGCCACUCCUUAGUUGCCCUGGCUGUGUGUUUCGGGUCGUUGUCAUGCUGGAAGACCCAGGCACGACCCAUCUUCAAUGCUCUUACUGAGGGAAGGAGGAUGUUGGCCAAGAUCUCGCGAUACAUGGCCCCAUCCAUCCUCCCCUCAAUACGGUGCAGUUGUCCUGUCCCCUUUGCAGAAAAGCAUUCCCAAAGAAUGAUGUUUCCACCUCCAUGCUUCACGGUUGGGAUGGUGUUCUUGGGGUUGUACUCAUCCUUCUUCUUCCUCCAAACACGGUGAGUGGAGUUUAGACCAAAAAGCUCUAUAUUUGUCUCAUCAGACCACAUGACCUUCUCCCAUUCCUCCUCUGGAUCAUCCAGAUGGUCAUUGGCAAACUUCAGACGGGCCUGGACAUGCGCUGGCUUGAGCAGGGGGACCUUGCGUGCGCUGCAGGAUUUUAAUCCAGAACGGCGUAGUGUGUUACUAAUGGUUUUCUUUGAGACUGUGGUCCCAUCUCUCUUCAGGUCAUUGACCAGGUCCUGCCGUGUAGUUCUGGGCUGAUCCCUCACCUUCCUGAAAGUCUGUAUUGCCCAGCGACAGCCCCGAAACCUGAAGGAUCUGGAGAAGGUCUGUAUGGAGGAGUGGGCCAAAAUCCCUGCUGCAGUGUGUGCAAACCUGGUCAAGACCUACAGGAAACGUAUGCUCUCUGUAAUUGCAAACAAAGGUUUCUGUACCAAAUAUUAAGUUAUGCUUUUCGGAUGUAUCAAAUACUUAUGUCAUGCAAUGAAAUGCAAAUUAAUUACUUAAAAAAUCAUACAAUGUGAUUUUCUGGAUUUUUGUUUUAGAUUCCGUCUCUCACAGUUGAAGUGUACCUAUGAUAAAAAUGACAGACCUCUACAUGCUUUGUAAGUAAGAAAAAACCUGCAAAAUGGGCAGUGUAUCAAAUACUUGUUCUCCCCACUGUGUAUAAAUAUAUACAGUUAUAUAUACAGUUGAAGUCAGAAGGUUACAUACACCUUAGCCAAAUAAAUUUCAACUCAGUUUUUCACAAUUCCUGACAUUUAAUCCUAGUAAAAAUUCCCUGUCUUAGGUCAGUUAGGAUCACCACUUUAUUUUAAGAAUGUGAAAUGUCAGAAUAAUAGUAGAGAGAACGAUUUAUUUCAGAUUUUAUUUCUUUCAUCACAUUCCUGGUGGGUCAGAAGUUUACAUACACUCAAUUAGUAUUUGGUAGCAUUGCCUUUAAAUUGUUUAACUUGGGUCAAACGUUUCGGGUAGCCUUCCACAAGCUUCCCACAAUAAGUUGGGUGAAUUCUGGCCCAUUCCUCCUGACAGAGCUGGUGUAACUAAGUAAGGUUUGUAGGCCUCCUUGCUCGCACAAGCUUUUUCAGUUCUGCCCACAGAUUUUCUAUAGGAUUGAGGUCAGGGCUUUGUGAUGGCCACUCGAAUACGUUGACUUUGUUGUCCUUAAGCAAUUUUGCCACAACUUUGGAAGUAUUUUAUUUAACCUUUAUUUAACUAGGCAUGUCAGUUAAGAACUAAUUCCUAUUUACAACGACGCUUGUAUGCUUGGGGUCAUUGUCCAUUUGGAAGACCCAUUUGCGACCAAGCUUUAACUUCCUGACUGAUGUCUUGAGAUGUUGCUUCAAUAUAUCCACAUAAUUUUCCUUCCUCAUGAUGCCAUCUAGUUUGUGAAGUGCACCAGACCCUCCUGCAGUAAAGCACCCCCACAGCAUGAUGCUGCCACCCCCGUUCUUCACGGUUGGGAUGGUGUUCUUCGGCUUGCAAGCCUUCCCCCUUUUUCCUCCAAACAUAAUGAUGGUCAUUUAGGCCAAACAGUUCUAUUUUUGUUUCAUCAGAAAUAGAACUGUGCAGACUACGGUUUGGAUAAAGUAAUCCUUCCCCCCCCCCCCCCCCAAAAAAAAACAAACAAUGUAAAGUGGUUAUCCCACUGGCUAUAAGGUGAAUGCACCUAUUUGUAAGUCGCUAAAUCUGCUAAAUGACUGCUAAAUGACGUAAAUGUAAAUGUAAAUGUAUUUCUGAUCAAUUUGAUGUUAUUUUAAUGGACAAAAAAAAUGUUUUUCUUUCGAAAACAAGGACCUUUUUAAGUGACCACAAACUUUGGAAUAUAUAGAUAUAUACCUAAAAAUGUAUAUACAAAUAUUGUAUUUUUCUAUUCUCAUAGUUUUUUAUAUGUUGACUUAUAAAAAACAAUUUGAAACCUAUAGUUAAAGAUUUUCUUUUGUUGAGGUUACUUUCUCAGAACAUUCACUUUUCUUAUAAUAUUCUUAGAUGACUCAUAUAAUAAAUCAUACCAAGCCAGAGCCAGCUACAGUAACCACUGCUAUAUGUGUGUCGUGAACAGUUGCAAUUCUAGCAUGUAAAUGUUGGUGGGGAAAACUUUUUUUUAAUGCAUGCCAGCAAAGCCACUACACAACACAACACAACACAAUACAUGAAUUGCACUAUAACGGUGACAAACGGUGCCCACAAACUGUUAGGGCCUCCAUAAAGCUGUCCCAACAGCAGAGUCCCAACAGCAGAGUCCCAACAGCAGAGUCCCAACAGCAGAGUCCCAACAGCAGAGUCCCAACAGCAGAGUCCCAACAGCAGAGUCCCAACAGCAGAGUCCCAACAGCAGAGUCCCAACACCUUACCACUGCUACACCCGGCUAUCAGCGGAGCCUUGUCUGGCAGCGAAACAGUUCAUUCAGCCUCAUUUACUGCCUUUUUAAAACCAAAGCUGAUCUGACUGACUUGAUUAAAUAAAUAUGGUUUCUACUGACUCCUUGUGGAUUUGUGUAAGUCGAUAAGAACCUCAUUCUCCUCCAAUAAUAAUGAACGCCGACAUGAGUUUUGAGUUUUGAACCAUAAACAAACAUUAUUACGUUUAUGUUCAGUAAAUUAAUCAUGUUUGUUCUUAUAUCAUAUCUCUAAGUAUAAGCAAGUGCAAGCAAACGAGCUGCGAUGAGGAAGGAUUAUUAGUUCAGAUAGAUGGUAGUUCAGAUAGAUGGUAGUUCAGAUAGAUGGUAGUUCAGAUAGAAGGUAGUUCAGAUAGAUGGUAGUUCAGAUAGAUGGUAGUUCAGAUAGAUGGUAGUUCAGAUAGAUGGUAGUUCAGAUAGAUGGUAGUUCAUAUAGAUGGUAGUUCAGAUAGAUGGUAGUUCAGAUAGAUGGUAGUUCAGAUAGAUGGUAGUUCAGAUAGAUGGUAGUUCAGAUAGAUGGUAGUUCAGAUAGAUGGUAGUUCAGAUAAAAUCAGCAAGAUGUUGAGGCCUUAACUUAGCUCUUCUUUCAGUCACCACACACAGAGAGAGAGAGAGAGAGACGAGGUUAGCCUAACAUUUGAAGUAUUUCAUUAGGCCUGUGUGGUCUAAAAUGGAAGGAAAAUACUGUCACCAGGAUCCACUUUUAUAGACAAUAUACCCACACACAGACAGCACAUUGAUCAAACAUAACGACCCUCACAAUAUCAACUGGAAUUACCUGGAUCUAUUACUCAGCGCAUUGAGCAAACAUAACGACCCUCACAAUAUCAACUGGAAUUACCUGGAUCUAAGAGACUGUCACUGGCAAACAUGGUUACAGACCCAACAACAUUAUCUAGUAUCCCCUCCUCAUGGUUACAGACCCAACAACAUUAUCUAGUAUCCCCUCCUCAUGGUUACAGACCCAACAACAUUAUCUAGUAUCCCCUCCUCAUGGUUACAGACCCAACAACAUUAUCUAGUAUCCCCUCCUCAUGGUUACAGACCCAACAACAUUACUAGUAUCCCCUCCUCAUGGUUACAGACCCAACAAACAUUAUCUAGUAUCCCCUCCUCAUGGUUACAGACCCAACAACAUUAUCUAGUAUCCCCUCCUCAUGGUUACAGACCCAACAACAUUAUCUAGUAUCCCCUCCUCAUGGUUACAGACCCAACAACAUUAUCUAGUAUCCCCUCCUCAUGGUUACAGACCCAACAACAUUAUCUAGUAUCCCCUCCUCAUGGUUACAGACCCAACAACAUUAUCUAGUAUCCCCUCCUCAUGGUUACCAGACCCAACAACAUUAUCUAGUAUCCCCUCCUCAUGGUUACAGACCCAACAACAUUAUCUAGUAUCCCCUCCUCAUGGUUACAGACCCACAACAUAUCUAUAUCCCUCCUCAGUAUCCCCUCCUCAUGGUUACAGACCCAACAGCAUUAUCUAGUAUCCCCUCCUCAUGGUUACAGACCCAACAACAUUAUCUAGUAUCCCCUCCUCAUGGUACAGACCCAACAACAUUAUCUAGUAUCCCCUCCUCAUGGUUACAGACCCAACAACAUUAUCUAGUAUCCCCUCCUCAUGGUUACAGACCCAACAACAUUAUCUAGUAUCCCCUCCUCAUGGUUACAGACCCAACAACAUUAUCUAGUAUCCCCUCCUCAUGGUUACAGACCCAACAACAUUAUCUAGUAUCCCCUCCUCAUGGUUACAGACCCAAACAUUAUAUAUCCCCUCAUGGUUACAGACCCAACAACAUUAUAUAGUAUCCCCUCCUCAUGGUUACAGACCCAGCAACAUUAUCUAGUAUCCCCUCCUCAUGGUUACAGACCCAACAACAUUAUCUAGUAUCCCCUCCUCAUGGUUACAGACCCAACAACAUUAUCUAGUAUCCCCUCCUCAUGGUUACAGACCCAACAACAUUAUCUAGUAUCCCCUCCUCAUGGUUACAGACCCAACAACAUUAUCUAGUAUCCCCUCCUCAUGGUUACAGACCCAACAACAUUAUCUAGUAUCCCCUCCUCAUGGUUACAGACCCAACAACAUUAUCUAGUAUCCCCUCCUCAUGGUUACAGACCCAACAGCAUUAUCUAGUAUCCCCUCCUCAUGGUUACAGACCCAACAGCAUUAUCUAGUAUCCCCUCCUCAUGGUUACAGACCCAACAACAUUAUCUAGUAUCCCCUCCUCAUGGUUACAGACCCAACAACAUUAUCUAGUAUCCCCUCCUCAUGGUUACAGACCCAACAACAUUAUAUAGUAUCCCCUCCUCAUGGUUACAGACCCAACAACAUUAUCUAGUAUCCCCUCCUCAUGGUUACAGACCCAACAACAUUAUCUAGUAUCCCCUCCUCAUGGUUACAGACCCAACAACAUUAUCUAGUAUCCCCUCAUCAGUACCUGUAUAAGUGUUCCCUCUGCCCCCUUGUCUUUGUUUGUGAUUGUUUAUUGUGGAGGAGAGAGAAGCUCGGUGGAGCUCUUUGUUAUUUUGUAUCGCUGGGUUAUUUUCACCUAUGUGCUUCGUUGUUUUUCAGUGCGCCUGUUUUCUGCACUGAAGUGUUUUGACGCAUUGCUGCGUACUACUGUGUUGGGAAUAAACGUUUUGUUCUAUGAUUUGCCCUCCUGCGCCUGACUCCUUCAAAUCACAACAUUACAGUUGAGGAAGUAAUUCUGCUUUCUGCUUUGAAAGUUGAUAAACUUGUAACCCCACUUUUGAGAAAAUGUCCCUUGAAUGUUUUGGUACCAACUGCAGAGCUCUUCUUUUGUCUACACCCAUUCAGCAUCGUUCACACCCUCUUAGGCCUUUGCCCCGCCCAUCUCUUUAAGGAUUCACGAGGCCAUGUGCUAAACCAAGUGAGAAGUGUUGUAAACAAUCAAAGAUUUCAAGAUUAAAAGUGGUGAAAGUAGUAGCCUACAAUAAGGAAAAACUCCAGGUAAAAUACACUUCAUCUAGUCCUUGGCCUAUAUCAUAAUCUGACUUUGGUGCAGGUCAUGUUGUUCUUCACAUUAUCAUCUCUGGUAAAACAAACACUAUAUCAAAUAAAAUCUAUGUUUAUUUGUCAUGUGCACAGGAUACAGAAGGUGUAAAUGGUACAGUGAAAUGGUUACUUGCAAUAUCAAAAACAGAAAGUGUCCAGAUACAUUUUUUAAUAAAUGUUUUAUAAUUAUUAGAUGACGCUUACCCGACACACUUGUCUAAAUUGAUGGGUCAUGUGAAGGAAAUGCUAUAACCACCCCCAGCCACAUCUAGCUAAGUGGAUGGGUCACUAUUGUCUAGACAUGUAGACAUGUUCGUGAAAUACGAUCGAUGGCCAUAAUCACCCCCAGACACACCUGGCUAACUUGAUGGGUAACUUGAUGGGUAACUUGAUGGGUAACUUGGGUAACUUGAUAGAACAGAAACAUAAUAACAAUACUAAAUGUUGUUGAGAAAAGUAGCAAAACUUUUGUAGUUCUCUAAUGUUUUAUACACAGCUCAAAAAAUAAAGGGAACACUAAAAUAACACAUCUUAGAUCUGAAUGAAUGAAAUAAUCUUAUUAAAUACUUUUUUCUUUACAUAGUUGAAUGUGCUGACAACAGAAUCACACAAAAAUUAUCAAUGGAAAUCAAAUUUAUCAACCCAUGGAGGUCUGGAUUUGGAGUCACCCUCAAAAUUAAAGUGGAAAACCACACUACAGGCUGAUCCAACUUUGAUGUAAUGUCCUUAAAACAAGUCAAAAUGAGGCUCAGUAGUGUGUGUGGCCUCCACGUGCCUGUAUGACCUCCCUACAACGCCUGGGCAUGCUCCUGAUGAGGUGGCGGAUGGUCUCCUGAGGGAUCUCCUCCCAGACCUGGACUAAAGCAUCCGCUAACUCCUGGACAAUCUGUGGUGCAACGUGGCAUUGGUGGAUGGAGCGAGACAUGAUGUCCCAGAUGUGCUCAAUUGGAUUCAGGUCUGGGGAACGGGCGGUCCAUAGCAUCAAUGCCUUCCUCUUGCAGGAACUGCUGACACACUCCAGCCACAUGAGGUCUAGCAUUGUCUUGCAUUAGGAGGAACCCAGGGCCAACCGCUCCAGCAUAUGGUCUCACAAGGGGUCUGAGGAUCUCAUCUCGGUACCUAAUGGAAGUCAGGCUACCUCUGUGAGCACAUGGAGGGCUGUGCGGCCCCCCAAAGAAAUGCCACCCCACACCAUGACUGACCCACCACCAAACCGGUCAUGCUAGAGGAUGUUGCAGGCAGCAGAACGUUCUCCACGGCGUCUCCAGACUCUGUCACGUCUGUCACAUGUGCUCAGUGUGAACCUGCUUUCAUCUGUGAAGAGCACAGGGCGCCAGUGGCGAAUUUGCCAAUCUUGGUGUUCUCUGGUAAAUGCCAAACGUCCUGCACGGUGUUGGGCUGUAAGCACAACCCCCACCUGUGGACGUCGGGCCCUCAUACCACCCUCAUGGACUCUGUUUCUGACUGUUUGAGCAGACACAUGCACAUUUGUGGCCUGCUGGAGGUCAUUUUGCAGGGCUCUGGCAGUGCUCCUCCUGCUCGUCCUUGCACAAAGGCGGAGGUAGCGGUCCUGCUGCUGGGUUGUUGACCUCCUACGGUCUCCUCCACGUCUCCUGAUGUACUGGCCUGUCUCCUGGUAGCGCCUCCAUGCUCUGGACACUACGCUGACAGACACAGCAAACCUUCUUGCCACAGCUCGCAUUGAUGUGCCAUCCUGGAUGAGCUGCACUACCUGAGCCACUUGUGUGGGUUGUAGACUCCGUCUCAUGCUACCACUAGAGUGAAAGCACCGCCAGCAUUCAAAAGUGACCAAAACAUCAGCCAGGAAGCAUAGGAACUGAGAAGUGGUCUGUGGUCACCACCUGCAAAACCAGACCUUCAUUGGGGGUGUCUUGCUAAUUGCCUAUAAUUUCCACCUGUUGUCUAUCCCAUUUGCACAACAGCAUGUGAAAUGUAUUGUCAAUCAGUGUUGCUUCCUAAGUGGACAGUUUGAUUUCACAGAAGUGUGAUUGACUUGGAGUUACAUUGUGCUGUUUAAGUGUUCCCUUAAUUUUUUUGAGCAGUGUAUAUUUUUUAAUGCCGUGGUAUAAAGGACUAUCAACACAUACUGAACAGCUCACCUUAUAGACAGAAGCAUGCUACAUGGCAGACCAAUCCAAACUCAUCUCCCAGCAUGUCCAGCCCACCCAUUAUCUCAGCCAAUCAUGGCUAGAGGGUAGGUUCCUGUCUUUUUCCAUGGCUAAGCCAACUAGACUUGUAAUUUAACAAUUGUAUUUGUAUUUGCAGAUGGAAUAGUUUCUGCCAAAAACUGCAUUUUGAUUAAAUAAAAAGAAAAGACGUUCAAAUGCCACUCCUGUGAUGUAGUGAUGUGCGACAUAACUUCCUGAAACGGGAUAUAUAGCCCUAAAGGCCGAGACAAUAAGAAGACACAGUGGCAGAAUAAAUUCAACCACACAAAUCUGUCUGGUGAAGUCCGCAAAGCAUAUUGCAUGUAACAAACAGUUACAUGACCUACAGCACGGUCAAGUAAGGUAAUGUUUCCAACAGCUAAACAACUAUUGAUUUAGUACCACGGAGAGUUACCGCAUGUCGCAAAGAAAACAGGAGCUGCCUCCACUAUUCCAGAACCAUUUCAACUUCAACAUUUCAACAGCAUCAAAUCACCUAUGCUUAAGACAACUAAAAUAUACCAAAAAUGAUUUAGUCCAAUCAACGUAAGCUAAAUAUGAUGUGGCUGUCCAUGGUAGUGAUUUCUCUGUGUGUGUUUAAGUAUAAAAAACAUGUUGACUCAACCUACUAGUAGAGAAACGCCAAUACCAACCUCCUCUCAUGUUGCUUAAACGGUCUAUGACUCUGUCAUACAGUACAUGCUUUUAGUUUGUUGUCCUCCGAGGCUACCUGGCUAAAAUACUUGCUCGCUAGCCUAACUUCCUUUCAUCGACAACAAUUAGCCAGCUAGUUAACAUUAGCAUACUACCUCUAGCUACAUAUUGAACUUCCAUCCUCUCAGGCCAGGGGCACAAUGUAUGAAUUUAUGGUUGGAUCAGAAUCACUGUUAUAAUCAUUGGCCAGUACGGAGAAUUAAGUAAAACCACAAGUCCAAAUAGCUAAUUUAGGAAAGGGUACACUAUAGCUAGCUAGUUAACCACCGGAGGACAACGACACAACGAGAUGCAACAAUUGAAGUUUUUUCUGUCAAUUACGUUUUGCUUUUGAUGUGAUGUGAUUGGUCCAAAUCCAAACUGGCUUCCCUUGACAUUUUAUUUUGGUGCGCCAGGGACCAUUCACUAGGGAGCUCAGUUUAGCUCAGCGCUGAUUGGCUAUUAUUGUAUAAAAUAAAUGAUCAAGGGAGGCCAAAUGCUCUCUGCCUUCCCUUGCAUUCAAUGAUACGGGCGGCAAAAUAAAAUCAUACUCUUUUUGACCAGACAGCAUCAGAUAGAUGGACUACACAUACAGAGACAGAGGGGCGCUGUUUCACUCGCUCAGAAGCUUUUCUCCGGUGAGAUACAUUCAGACUGAAGGAAAUUUAGGAAACAGAGAGACGAAAGCUAAAUUAUUUUGGAAAUUAUUUGCCAGGCUUCCCUUGGCAUCCAUGAAUACACACCAAUGUUAUUUAGUCCAAUUGUGGCAUGAUUCCACUAUUUUCAUCUGUUUGCAUCAGUUUUAAUGGGGGACUAUUAUUUUGAAGGUAAACCACCGAUUCCACUAUUAUUACUCAUGCAAACCACCGAUUCAACUAUUAUUACUCAUGCUAAUGUUGUUCACGACUACUACUGGCCAAAGGAAGGCAGCUGAAGCCAAACUGUUUUUGUGAAUGAACGAACCCCAUCAUUUGAAGUACCUCCAUAUUCCAACACAGGGGUGGUCUUGAAUUUCGUGGUCGCAGAGAACAGAAUGGAGACCGAUUGACGACAGGAUACAUUGUGACACAUCAUCAUUCUCUGUACUUUUCCUGCUGCUGCGACAACUGAAAGGUAACAUUUGAACCUGUUGAACAGAUCUAAUACCGUUAGUUACAGUGGCUUGCAAAAGUAUUCACCCCCCUUGGCAUUUUUCUUAUUUUGUUGCCUUACAACCUGGAAUUAAAAUAGUUUUUUGGGGGUUUGUAUCAUUUGAUUUACACAACAUGCCUAUUACUUUGAAGAUGUUAAAUAUUUUUGGGGGUGAAACAAACAAGAAUUAACACAAAAAAAUCAGAAAACUUGAGCGUGCAUAUCUAUUCACCCCCCCAAAGUCAAUACUUUGUAGAGCCACCUUUUGCAGCAAUUACAGCUGGAAAUCUCUUGGGGUAUGUCUCUAUAAGCUUGGCACAUCUAGCCACUGGGAUUUUUGCCCAUUCUUCAAGGCAAAACUGCUCCAGCUCCUUCAAGUUGGAUGGGUUCCGCUGGUGUACAGCAAUCUUUAAGUCAUACCACAGAUUCUCAAUUAGAUUGUGGUCUGGGCUUUGACUUGGCUUUCCAAGACAUUUAAAUGUUUCCCCUUAAACCACUUGAGUAUUGCUUUAGCAGUAUGCUUUGGGUCAUUGUCCUGCUGGAAGAUGAACCUCCGUCCCAGUCUCAAAUCUCUGGAAGACUGAAACAGGUUUCCCUCAAGAAUUUCCCUGUAUUUAGCGACAUCCAUCAUUCCUUCAAUUCUGGCCAGUUUCCCAGUCCCUGCCGAUGAAAAACACCCCCACAGCAUGAUGCUGCCACCACCAUGCUUCACUGUGGGGAUGGUGUUCUCAGGGUGAUGAGAGGUGUUGGGUUUGUGCCAGACAUAGCGUUUCCCUUGAUGGCCAAAAAGCUCAAUUUUAGUCUCAUCUGACUAGUGUACCUUCUUCCAUAUGUUUGGGGAGUCUCCCACAUGCCCUUUGGCGAACACCAAACAUGUUUGCUUAUUUCUUUCUUUAAGCAAUGGCUUUUUUUCUGGCACUCUUCCGUAAAGCCCAGCUCUGUGGAGUGUACGGCUUAAAGUGGUCCUAUGGACAGAUACUCCAAUCUCCGCUGUGGAGCUUUGCAGCUCCUUCGGGGUUAUCUUUGGUCUCUUUGCCUCUCUGAUUAAUGUCCUCCUUGCCUAGUCUGUGAGUUUUGGUGGGCGGCCCUCUCUUGGCAGGUUUGUUGUGGUGCCAUAUUCUUUCAAUUUUUUAAAUAAUGGAUUUAAUGGUGCUCCGUGGGAUGUUCAAAGUUUCUGAUAUUUCUUUAUAACCCAACCCUGAUCUGAACUUCUCCACAACUUUGUCCCUGACCUGUUUGGAGAGCUCCUUGGUCUUCAUGGUGCCCCUUGCUUAGUGGUGUUGCAGACUCUGGGGCCUUUCAGAACAUGUGUAUAUAUACUGCGAUCAUGUGACACUUAGAUUGCACACAGGUGGACUUUAUUUAAUUAAUUAUGUGACUUCUGUAGGUAAUUGGUUGCACCAGAUCUUAUUUAGGGGCUUCAUAGCAAAGGGGGUGAAUACAUAUGCACGCACCACUUUUUCGUUAUUUAUUUUUUAGAAUUUUUUGAAACAAGAUAUUUUUUACAUUUCACUUCACCAAUUUGGACUAUUUUGUGUAUGUCAAUUACAUGAAAUCCAAAUAAAAAUCAAUUUAAAUUACAGGUUGUAAUGCAACAAAAUAGGAAAAACGCCAAGGGGGAUGAAUACUUUUGCAAGGCACUGUAGCUGGUAUUUGAUUCAUUUUGUCUGAUUAAUAUUGGGGGACUGUUGGCUGUUAGCAUUAUGUUGUUGUAAUUGUGUGCCAACUGACAUGUUAUGUAUUGCAUAAAUAUAAUGCUACUGCAUCACUUCGGGAAUUUAGCGACCGGUGUUCACUAUUCCAGUAGCUAGCUAGCGAGCUAUAUAGUAGCUCGCUAGCUAUAUAGCUAGAUAGCUAGUUAUGAUGUGAACGAUGAUGACGCUGGCUAAGUAGCCACUAAUGUUACGUCAGCAUUCGAAUAACUACAAUUAUAAAGCUAAAAUGUGUAUUUGUUUGUAUUCAGUCUUUCGAUGUCUAGGUAGUUACUGUCUAGUGGUUAACUAAUGUAUUAAACUGAUAGGUUAACUGUCAGUGGUUAGUUAGCUAACGUAACUAGUUAGCACUUUAGUUAACAUGAUGCUAGUUUAACGUUAUUCUCGUAGCAUUGGUUCUCUGCCAGCUGCUGCCAACUCAUCCCCCGGCAAAUUAGUUACAUGGAGAAAAUGUCUUGCCAGUUGCCAUUCACAUUCUAGUUAAUGUUAGCUAGUAGUUGUCUUAUUCACAUGAUGGUACAGUCCACAUUUAAAACACUCACUUACUUAGAAGUCAGUAGUUCUGUCUCAGCUAAUUAAACAUCUACACGCUUUUAGAUAUUUAUGUGUUUUGUGAUUUUUUUUUCAAAUAGCAAGCUAGAUAGCUAGCUUUGUUUUCCCUUAAAAAGAGCCAGUAUUGAGAGAGAGGAUGUUGUUCCUCUGGCUCCUGCCAGGUUUCAGAGCCAGUAUUUACAGAGGGGAGGUUGUUACUCUGGCUCCUGCCAGGUUUCAGAGCCAGUAUUUACAGAGGAGAGGUUGUUAUUCUGGCUCCUGCCAGGUUUCAGAGCCAGUAUUUACAGAGGAGAGGUUGUUAUUCUGGCUCCUGCCAGGUUUCAGAGCCAGUAUUUACAGAGGAGAGGUUGUUAUUCUGGCUCCUGCCAGGUUUCAGAGCCAGUAUUUACAGAGGAGAGGUUGUUAUUCUGGCUCCUGCCAGGUUUCAGAGCCAGUAUUUACAGAGGAGAGGUUGUUCCUCCGGAUCCUGCCAGGUUUCAGAGGCCUAAUUUCUGAUUUAGAAGAAAUUCCAGAGACCCUAGAGAGUUCUAGGAUAAUACAGUUCUCAGAAUAUUACACCAUACAUGUUGCACUCACUGCACUGGAAUGGAUGGAGAUGCAUGAUCUAACUUUAACAGAAUGGAACCCUAACAGAAUGGAACACUUAACACUAUGAAUGAGAAUCUAACACUAAAGUUACAAAACAAAACUCAUACCAGUGAUAUCAUCACUGCAUCAGGAAUAGUUUGACCGGCAGUAGCCUUUGACUCCUCAUCAGACCAUGUUUAGCUGCAUUACUGGGAAUCUGGGACGUGGUUUUAGGCCCUGGUCUAUGUUAUUGUGUAGGUGAGCGAGGCUUCAUUGCCUUUGGUGGUUAUUUAGGUGCAGUAGUGUCACCGAGCUGUACUAUGUACAUAGCUAUCAGCAGAGUCACAUGACAUGGCUGUUUUUCCUAGGCCUAUUGACCAAUUUGAAAAUGUAAUCUCAAGAAGGUUGAUAUCAGUGUUUUGUACACAAUUAGUUGAUAUGAUCUGUUCUGAUAAUGCUGGACAGUCAUAUUAUCCCUGGAGAGCCCUCCCUCCCCUAGUGAUUAACAGGUCAGGCUCGUGCCAGUAACCACAGUAACCAGUGGCUCUCAGGGGACUCUCUAGUUUUGAGGAAACACAAAGAAAAACUACAACUGACCCAACAUUUCUUAUGUGUCUGGAGCAACUAGGAGUUUUUAGAGGCAUAACAAGCAAUAAACUCAAUUGCAACACUAAGUAUUCUCUUGGCUCUGGUUAUUUUUGUAUAAUCUGGUUAUUUUAGUAUGCUCUGGUUAUUUUAGUAUUCUCUUGGCUCUGGUUAUUUUAGUAUGCUCUGGUUAUUUUAAUAUUCUCUUGGCUCUGGUUAUUUUUGUUUUCUCUGGUUAUUUUAAUAUUCUCUUGGCUCUGGUUAUUUUAGUAUGCUCUGGUUAUUUUAGUACGCUCUGGUUAUUGUAGUAUUCUUUUGGCUCUGGUUAUUUUAGUAUGAUCUUGGCUUUGGUUAUUUUAAUAUUCUUUUGGCUCUGGUUAUUUUAAUAUUAUCUUGCUCUGGUUAUUUUUGUAUUCUCUUGGCUCUGGUUAUUUUAGUAUGCUCUGGUUAUUUUAGUAUUCUCUUGGCUCUGGUUAUUUUAGUAUGCUCUGGUUAUUUUAAUAUUAUCUUGCUCUGGUUAUUUUAGUAUGAUCUUGCUCUGGUUAUUUUAAUAUUACCUUGCUCUGGUUAUUUUAAUAUUACCUUGCUCUGGUUAUUUUAGUAUGAUCUUGCUCUGGUUAUUUUAAUAUUACCUUGCUCUGGUUAUUUUAAUAUUACCUUGCUCUGGUUAUUUUAAUAUUACCUUGCUCUGGUUAUUUUAAUAUUAUCUUGCUCUGGUUAUUUUAGUAUGCUCUGGUUAUUUUAAUAUUAUCUUGCUCUGGUUAUUUUAGUAUGAUCUUGGCUCUGGUUAUUUUUAUAUUAUCUUGCUCUGGUUAUUUUAGUAUGCUCUGGUUAUUUUAAUAUUAUCUUGCUCUGGUUAUUUUAAUAUUAUCUUGCUCUGGUUAUUUUAAUAUGAUCUGGUUAUUUUAGUAUGAUCUUGGCUCUGGUUAUGUUAGUAUGAUCCUGGCUUUGUGUCAGGGGGUCAGUGUGAUGCGGUAGGACGAAGUCAGGCGCAGGACACAGAGCUAAUCGAAAACGUACUUUACUCGUAGGUAACGUAAAUAAUAUAACCUCCACGCAGGGAGGAAACAAACCCGCUCACCAGACGACAACCAAACAUGAACAAACAUGCACAACAUACAGUGGGAGCCAGAGGGUUUAAUAGGGAAGAAAUCAAUACAUAAUGGGAACCAGGUGUGAACAAUAAAGACAAAACAAGUAGAACACAGAAACAUAGAUCGGUAGCAGCUAGUACUCCGGUGACGACGAAUGCCGAAGCCUGCCCGAGCAAGGAGGAGGAGCAUCCUCGGCUGAAUCUGUGACACUUUGGUUAUUUGAGUAAUCUCUUGGCUCUGGUUAUUUUAGUAUGCUCUGGUUAUUUAAGUAUAAUCUGGUUAUUUUAAUAUUCUCUUUGAUCUGGUUAUUUUAGUAUGCUCUGGUUAUUUUAUUAUUCUCUUGGGUCUGGUUAUUUUAGUAUGCUCUGGUUAUUUUAAUAUUCUCUUGGCUCUGGUUAUUUUAGUAUGUCUGGUUAUUUUAGUAUUCUCUUGACUCUGGUUACUUUAGUAUGCUCUUGGCUUUGGAUGUUUUAGUAGUUUCUUGGCUCUGGUUAUUUUAAUAUGCUUUGGUUUUUUAGUAUGAUCUUGGCUCUGGUUAUUUUAGUAUGAUCUUGGCUUUGGUUAUUUUAGUAUUCUUUUGGCUCUGGUUAUUUUAGUAUGAUCUUGGCUUUGGUUAUUUUAGUAUUCUCUUGGAUCCUGGUAUUUUAAUAUGCGCCGGUUGUUUUAGUAUUCUCUUCGAUCUGGUUAUUUUAGUGUACUCUUGGCUCUUGUUAUAUUAGUAUGAUGUUGGGUUGUUGUGAUAAAGUUUCUGAUUUUAGUGUUAGUUAUUAGUGUGAUAAGGUAUUUGACAGGGUUAGUGUGAUAAGGUAUCUGAUGUUAGUGUGAUAAGGUAUCUGAUGUUAGUGUGAUGAGGUAUCUGAUGUUAGGGUUAGUUGUUAGUGUGAUGAGGUAUCUGGUGUUAGGGUUAGUUGUUAGUGUGAUGAGGUAUCUGAUGUUAGGGUUAGUUGUUAGUGUGAUGAGGUAUCUGAUGUUAGGGUUAGUGUGAUGAGGUAUCUGAUGUUAGGGUUAGUUGUUAGUGUGAUGAGGUAUCUGGUGUUAGGGUUAGUGUGAUGAGGUAUCUGAUGUUGGGGUUAGUGUGAUGAGGUAUCUGAUGUUAGGGUUAGUUGUUAGUGUGAUGAGGUAUCUGAUGUUGGGGUUAGUGUGAUGAGGUAUCUGAUGUUAGGGUUAGUUGUUAGUGUGAUGAGGUAUCUGAUGUUAGGAUUAGUGUGAUGAGGUAUCUGAUGUUAGGGUUAGUUGUUAGUGUGAUGAGGUAUCUGAUGUUAGGGUUAGUGUGAUGAGGUAUCUGAUGUUAGGGUUAGUUGUUAGUGUGAUGAGGUAUCUGAUGUUAGGAUUAGUUGUUAGUGUGAUGAGGUAUCUGAUGUUAAGAUUAGUUGUUAGUGUGAUGAGGAAUCUGAUGUUAUGGUUAGUGUGAUGAGGUAUCUGAUGUUAGGGUUAGUGUGAUGAGGUAUCUGAUGUUAUGGUUAGUUAUUAGUGUGAUGAGGUAUCUGAUGUUAGUGUGAUGAGGAAUCUGAUGUUAGGGUUAGUUAUUAGUGUGAUGAGGUAUCUGAUGUUAGGGAUAGUUGUUAGUGUGAUGAGGUAUCUGAUGUUAGGGAUAGUUGUUAGUGUGAUGAGGUAUCUGAUGUUAGUGUGAUGAGGUAUCUGGUGUUAGGGUUAGUUGUUAGUGUGAUGAGGUAUCUGGUGUUAGGGUUAGUUGUUAGUGUGAUGAGGUAUCUGAUGUUAGGGUUAGUGUGAUGAGGUAUCUGAUGUUAUGGUUAGUUGUUAGUGUGAUGAGGUAUCUGAUGUUAGGGUUAGUUGUUAGUGUGAUGAGGUUAGGGUUAGGGUUAGGGUUAGGGUUAGGGUUAGGGUUAGGGUUAAUGGUGUUGAUGUGAGCCAUGACCAGCCUUUCAAAGCACUUCAUGGCUACAGACGUCAGUGCUACGGGUCGGUAGUCAUUUAAGCAGGUUAUCUUAGUGUCCUUGGGCACAGGGACUAUGGUGGUCUGCUUGAAACAUGUUGGUAUUACAGACUCAGUCAGUGACAUGUUGAAAAUGUCAGUGAAGACACUUGCCAGUUGGUCAGCACAUGCUCGGAGUACACGUCCUGGUAAUCCGUCUGGCCCUGCAGCCUUGUGAAUGUUGACCUGUUUAAAGGUCUUACUCACAUCGGCUAUGGAGAGCAUGAUCACAUAGUCAUCCGGAACAGCUGGUGCUCUCAUGCAUGCUUCAGUGUUGCAUGCCUCGAAGCGAGCAUAGAAGUGAUUUAGCUCGUCUGGUAGGCUUGUGUCACUGGGCAGCUCGUGACUGUGCUUCCCUUUGUAGUCUGUAAUAGAUUUCAAACCCCGCCACAUCCGACGAGCGUCAGAGCCAGUGUAGUACGAUUCAAUCUUAGUCCUGUAUUGACUCUUUGCCUGUUUGAUGGUUCGUCUGAGGGCAUAGCGGGAUUUCUUAUAAGCGUCCAGGUUAGAGUCCUGCUCCUUGAAAGCGGCAGCUCUACCCUUUAGCUCAGUGUGGAUGUUGCCUGUAAUCCAUGGCUUCUGGUUGGGGUAUGUACGUACGGUCACUGUGGGGACGACGUCAUCGAUGCACUGAAUGAUGAAGCCAGUGACUGAUGUGGUGUACUCCACAAUGCUAUCUGAAGAAUCCCGGAACAUAUUCCAGUCUGUGCUAGUGAAACAGUCGCUAGCAUCUGCGUCAUCUGACCACUUUUUUUAUUAACCGAGUCAUUGGUGCUUCCUGCUUUAGAUUUUGCUUAUAAGCAGGAAUCAGGAGGACAGAGUUAUGGUCAGAUUUGCCAAAUGGAGGGUGAGGGAGAGCUUUAUUUAAAUUAUGGAGGUAAGGUAAUAAAUAGGCCAUAGUGCAAAAUAGUUACAAUUUCGUAUUAACACUGGAAUGAUAGAUGUGCAAGAGAUGAUGUGCAAAUAGAGAUACUGGGGUGCAAAUGAGCAAAAUAAAUAACAAUAUGGGGAUGAGGUAGUUGGGUAGGCUAAUUUCAGAUGGGCUGUGUACAGGUGCAGUGAUCGGUAAGAUGCUCUGACAACUGAUGCUUAAAGUUAGUGAGGGAGAUAAGAGUCUCCAGCUUCGAGAUUUUUGCAGUUCGUUCCAGUCAUUGGCAGCAGAGAACUGGAAGGAAUGGCGGCCAAAGGAGGUGCUGGCUUUGGGGAUGACCAGUGAGAUAUACAUGCUGGAGCGCAGACUACGGGUGGGUGUUGCUAUGGUGACCAGUGAGCUAAGAUAAGACAGGGAUUUGCCUAGCAGUGAUUUAUAGAUGACCUGGAGCCAGUGGGUUUGGCGACGAAUAUGUAGUGAGGGCCAGCCAACAAGAGCGUACAGGUCACAAUGGUGAGUAGUAUAUGGGGCUUUGGUGACAAAACAGAUGGCACUGUGAUAGACUACAUCCAAUUUGCUGAGUAGAGUGUUGGAAGCUAUUUUGUAAAUGACAUCGCCGAAGUCAAGGAUCUGUAGGAUAGUCAGUUUUACGAGGGCAUGUUUGGCAGCAUGAGUGGAGGAGGCUUUGUUGCGAAAUAGGAAGCCGAUUCUAGAUCUAACUUUUGAUUGGAAAUGCUUAAUGUGAGUCUGGAAGGAGAGUUUAAUGUCUAACCAGACACCGAGGUAUUUGUAGUUGUCCACAUACUCUAGGUCAGACCCGCCGAGAGUAGUGAUUCUAGUCGAGUGGGCGGGUGCAAGCAGCGUUCGGUUGAAGAGCAUGCAUUUAGUUUUACUAGUGUUUAAGAGCAGUUGGAGGCAACGGAAGGAGUGUUGAAUGGAGUUGAAGCUCAUUUGGAGUUUGUUAACACAGUGUCCAAUGAAGGGCCAGAUGUAUACAAAAUGGUGUCGUCUGCAUAGAGGUGGAUCCGAGCGUCACCAGCAGCAAGAGCGACAUCAUUGAUAUACACAGAGAAUAGAGUCGGCACGAGAAUUGAACCCUGUGGCACCCCCAUAGAGACUGCCAGAGGUCCAGACAACAGGCCCUCCGAUUUGACACAUUGAACUCUAUCUGAGAAGUAGUUGGUGAACCAGGCGAGGCAGUCAGUUGAGAAACCAAGGCUAUUUAGUCUGCCAAUAAGAAUGCGGUGGUUGACAGAGUCGAAAGCCUUGGCCAGGUCGAUGAAGACGGCUGCGCAGUACUGUCUUUUAUCGAUCGCGGUUAUAAUAUAUUGUUUAGGACCUUGAGCGUGGCUGAGGUUCACCCAUGACCAGCUCGGAAACCGGAUUGCAUAGCGGAGAAGGUACGGUGGAAUUCAAAGUGGUCGGUGAUCUGUUUGUUAACUUGGCUUUCAAAUACUUUCGAAAGGCAGCGCAGGAUGGAUAUAGGUCUGUAACUGUUUGGAACCAGAGUGUCACCACCUUUGAAGAGGGGGAUGACCGCGGCAGCUUUCCAAUCUCUGGGGAUCUCAGACGUUACGAAAGAGAGGUUGAACAGGCUAGUAAUAAGGGUUGCGACAAUUUUGGCGGCUAAUUUAAAAAAGAAAGGGUCCAGAUUGUCUAUCCCAGCUGAUUUGUAGGGAUCCAGAUUUUUCAGCUCUUUCAGAACAUCAGCUGUCUGAAUUUGUGUGAAGGAGAAGUGGGGGGGGGGAUGGGCAAGUUGCAGCGGAGGGUGCAGAGCUGGUGGCUGGGGUAGGGUUAGCCAGGUGGAAAGCAUGGCCAGCCGUAGCAAAAUGCUUGUUGAAAUUAUCGAUUAUCGUAGAUUUAUCGGUGGUGAUAGUGUUUCCUAGCCUCAGUGCAUUGGGUAGCUGGGAGGAGGUGCUCUUAUUCUCCAUGGACUUUACAGUGUCCCAAAACUUUUUGGAGUUAGUGCUACAGGAUGCACAUUUCUUUUAGAAAAAGAUAGCCUUUGCUUUCCAAACUGAUUGUGCAUAUUGGUUCCUGACUUCCCUGAAAAGUUGCAUAUCGCGGGGUCUGUUCGGUGCUAAUGCAAUAUGCCACAGGAUGUUUUUGUGCUGGUCAAGGGCAGUCAAGUCUGGGGUGAACCAGGGGCUAUAUAUGUUCUUAUUUUAGAAUUUUGUGAAUGGGGCAUGCUUAUUUAAGAUGGAGAGGAAAGCACUUUUGAAGAACAUCCAGGCAUCCUCUACUGACGGAAUGAGGUCAAUAUCCAUCCAGGUUACCCGGGCCAGGUCAAUCAGAAAGGCCUGCUUGCUGAAGUGUUUUAGGGAGUGUUUGACAGUGAUGAGGGGUGGUCGUUUGACCGCGGACCCAUUACGGACGCAGGCAAUGAGGCAGUGAUCGCUGAUAUCCUGGUUGAAGACAGCGGACGUGUAUUUAGAGGGUAAAUUAGGAUGAUAUCUAUGAGGGUGCCCAUGUUUACGGAUUUAGGGUUGUACCUGGUAGGUUCCUUGAUAAUUUGUGGGAGAUUCAGGCCAUCUAGUUUAGAUUGCAGGACGGCCGGGGUGUUAAGCAUAUCCCAGUUUAGGUCACCAAGCAGUACGAACUCUGAGGAUAGAUGGGGGCAAGCAAUUCACAUAUGGUGUCGAGGGCACAACUGGGGGCUGAAACAGGUUUCUUAGAAAUUUUUGCAAAUGUGUUAAAAAUACAAAACAGAUUACUGUUUCUACUGAUGACAUGACUAUCAUCCUGUGGUCCUCAAUUGGUAGAGCAUGGCGCUUGUAACGCCAGGGUAGUGGGUUCGAUCCCCGGGACCAACCAUACGUAAAAAUGUAUGCACACAUGACUGUAAGUCGCUUUGGAUAAAAGCGUCUGCUAAAUGGCAUAUUAUAUUCUUAUUAUCACAUUAAAAUCAAAUCAAAUCAAAUGUUAUUUGCUACAUGCACCGAAUACAACAUGUGUUGAAAUGCUUACUUACAAGCCCAUAACCAACAAUGCAGUUUAAGAAAAAAAAGAAGCAAAUGAUUAAAGAGCAGCAGUAAAAUUAAAUAACAGUAGGGAGGUUAUAUACAGGGGGUACCGGUACAGAGUCAAUGUGCGGGGGCACCGGUUAGUCAAGGUAAUUGAGGUAAUAUGUACAUGUGGGUAGAGUUAAAGUGACUAUGCAUUGAUAAUAAACAGAGUAGCAGCAGCGUAAAAGAGGGGGUUGGGGUAGGGUGAGGUGAGGUGGGGGGGUGGGAAAUGCAAAUAGUCCGGGUAGCCAUGAUUAGCUGUUCAGGAGUCUUAUGGCUUGGGGGUAGAAGCUGUUAUGAAGCCUUUUGGACCUAGACUUGGCGCUCCAGUAACGUUUGCUGUGCGGUAGCGGAGAGAACAGUCUAUGACUAGGGUGGCUGGAGUCUUUGAUAUUGUUAGGGCCUUCCUCUGACACCGCCUGGUAUAGAGGUCCUGGAUGGCAGGAAGCUUUGCCCCACUGGGCCUUCCUCUGACACCGCCUGGUAUAGAGGUCCUAGAUGGCAGGAAGCUUGGCCCCACUGGGCCUUCCUCUGACACCGCCUGGUAUAGAGGUCCUGGAUGGCAGGAAGCUUGGCCCCACUGGGCCUUCCUCUGACACCGCCUGGUAUAGAGGUCCUGGAUGGCAGGAAGCUUGGCCCCACUGGGCCUUCCUCUGACACCGCCUGGUAUAGAGGUCCUGGAUGGCAGGAAGCUUGGCCCCACUGGGCCUUCCUCUGACACCGCCUGGUAUAGAGGUCCUGGAUGGCAGGAAGCUUUGCCCCACUGGGCCUUCCUCUGACACCGCCUGGUAUAGAGGUCCUGGAUGGCAGGAAGCUUGGCCCCACCCUGUCUUCCUCUAACACCGCCUGGUAUAGAGGUCCUGGAUGGCAGGAAGCUUGGCCCCACUGGGCCUUCCUCUGACACUGCCUGGUAUAGAGAUCCUGGAUGGCAGGAAGCUUGGCCCCACUGGGCCUUCCUCUGACACCGCCUGGUAUAGAGGUCCUGGAUGGCAGGAAGCUUUGCCCCAUUGGGCCCCUCUGACACCGCCUGGUAUAGAGGUCCUGGAUGGCAGGAAGCUUGGCCCCACUGGGCCUUCCUCUGACACCGCCUGGUAUAGAGGUCCUGGAUGGCAGGAAGCUUGGCCCCAGCUAAGCUUUUGUUGUCUGCUCGUUCGCAGCUGCUGCAGCAGGUGUUAUCAAAGAGGAUGUUGUUGCUAAUUUGUUAGCUUCUCCCUUUUCAAGAAUGACUUUCAACAUUAGUGAUCAUCUGGUGAGUGGGAUUGUGUUUUUUAUUGCAGCCCACUUGCUGUUGUUAGCCAUUUCUUUGAAAAUAACUUUUGUGAAACAUUGUUGUAUUUAAAGUGGAACUGACUGCAUUUUAGCAACAUGACAUCACAUUAAACUCUGUUCAUAUUCACCCCCAGGAAGAAUAUUACACUUUAAAACAUUUUCUAACAUGCGACCACUUAGAUAUGGUCAUUUUCACGUUUUCAUAAAUUCUUAGAAUGUUUUGGAAUUACGUAUACUAAGCUAUUUGUGAAAAUUCUAAAGCAAUAUAGAGUGGGAAAGCGGUCGUGCAUUUGGACAAUUAAUAGACACUGCAGUAAAUAAAACCGAAUAAAAACAUCUGUCUUGUCCAGGACUGGAGUCUACACAGGCCUUUAUACAAACAAGCCAUUUGCCACACGGGCCUGCCAUCAUUCACUGUGAACUGGACUGUGUUUACAGGCAGUAGCAACAGCAUGACUUUAGAUCAUUAGAACACAUUUGCCAAAAGCCAUAAAAUACACCUGAAUGGAUUUCUGCAAAUAUGUAAACACCACGGGAGUCCUCUUACAUUUGGGAACUUUACAGACCUAUUGAUCAAACAACCAUGAAAAGGUAGGCUCUCUCUCUCUCAGCUAUGCACAUCAACAAGCCAGAGCAAGAUGAGCUAAAAUCUAACGAAGGAACAUUAGAUAAACCCUCUCAAACUUUUUCAGCUAGUGGGCCGUUAAAAUUGCACUGAUAAACGAUGAGGAAUUGUAGCCUCCUCGUCAUUCUGCAGCUUGCCUGCCAAUGCAUGCUUGUCUCAACCAAGCACCCAAACUAACUGUCUAAAGUUGGCUAGAUUGCUAACUAGCUACUUCCAGACACAAAUGAUGUGUGUGACUGCUUAUCCUUUAUCAUAAUGUGUGUGACUGCUUAUCCUUUAGCAUCAUGCUGUGUGACUGCUUAUCUUUAACAUCAUACUGUGUGACUGCUUAUCCUUUAACAUCAUGCUGUGUGUGACUGCUUAUCCUUUAACAUCAUGCUGUGUGACUGCUUAUCCUUUACCAUCAUGCUGUGUGACUGCUUAUCCUUUAACAUCAUGCUGUGUGACUGCUUAUCUUUAACAUCAUACUGUGUGACUGCUUAUCCUUUAACAUCAUGCUGUGUGACUGCUUAUCUUUAACAUCAUGCUGUGUGACUGCUUAUCUUUAACAUCAUGCUGUGUGACUGCUUAUUCCUUUAAACAUCAUGCUGUGUGACUGCUUAUCCUUUAACAUCAUGCUGUGUGACUGCUUAUCCUUUAACAUCAUUGCUGUGUGUGACUGCUUAUCCUUUAACAUCAUGCUGUGUGUGACUGCUUAUCCUUUACCAUCAUGCUGUUGUGACUGCUUAUCCUUUACAUCAUGCUGUGUGACUGCUUAUCCUUUAACAUCAUGCUGUGUGACUGCUUAUCCUUUAACAUCAUGCUGUGUGACUGCUUAUCCUUUAACAUCAUGCUGUGUGACUGCUUAUCCUUUACAUCCUUACCUUAUCAUUUAACUUCAUGCUGUGUGACUGCUUAUCCAUUUAACAUCAUGCUGUGUGACUGCUUAUCCUUUAACAUCAUGCUGUGUGACUGCUUAUCCUUUAACUCAUGCUGUGUGUGACUGCUAUCUUUAACAUCAUGCGGGACGCUAUCCUUAACCAGUGUGUGACUGUCUUUCAGUGGCCUCUAAUCAUGUGUGUGACUGCUUAUCUGACAUCAUGUGGUGUGGCUGCUUUCCUUAACAUCAGUGUGUGACUGCUGUCUUUCCAUCGGCCCUAUCCAGUGGUACAGUGGUGCUGUCUUUCCAUCGGCCCUAUCCAGUGGUACAGUGGUGCUGUCUUUCCAUCGGCCCUAUCCAGUGGUACAGUGGUACAGUCCUCUCCUCUCAGUGGUACAGUCCUCUCCUCUCAGUGGUACAGUGGUACAGUCCUCUCCUCUCAGUGGUGUAGUGGUGCCUGGAAAAGUGUAUAUACUCUAAUUUUGCAAAACUGUUCCCAAACGGCCCAGCGACGGAAAGGCACCCUGCGUGAAAAAUCCUAUGUUUUCUUGAGUUUUCCUCAAAACAACACUUUUUUAAAUAGAAAAAAUACAAAAAUGUGAUGGUCUAAGUCCACAACAAUGCUUAAACCACAUCAAUCUGAUUGGGUGGGUCUGUCAGGGCCUGGAUCCCCAGUGGGUGGGUCUGUCAGGGCCCGGCUCCCCAGUGGGUGGGUCUGUCAGGGCCUGGCUCCCCAGUGGGUGGGUCUGUAAGGGCCUGGAUCCCCAGUGUGUGGGCCUGUAAGGGCCUGGAUCCACAGUGGGUGGGUCUGUCAGGGCCUGGCUCCCCAGUGGGUGGGUCUGUAAGGGCCUGGAUCCCCAGUGUGUGGGCCUGUAAGGGCCUGGAUCCCCAGUGGGUGGGCCUGUAAGGGCCUGGAUCCCCAGUGGGUGGGCCUGUCAGGGCCUGGCUCCCCAGUGGGUGGGCCUGUAAGGGCCUGGAUCCCCAGUGGGUGGGCCUGUCAGGGCCUGGCUCCCCAGUGGGUGGGCCAGUCAGGGCCUGGCUCCCCAGUGGGUGGGCCUCUGUCCACCCAGGCCCAUCCAUGUCUACGCUGCUGAUGCAAACAUCGCAUGAUGACAAUUGCACAUCACAAAUAGCCUACUAACCAACACUAAAUAAAGUGGGAUGUAAAUAUUUGGCCUGGCGAAGCAGUUUUAUGGGAUGACUGAAUGGAAGCUGAUAAUUAUGAGUUUUUUACUCCGCUGGUCUCGGGACAAAAUGAUGAGUCCUCACUAUCCAGGACCAAGGGUUAGGGUUAGGGUUAGGGUUAGGGUUAGGGUUAGGGUUAGGGUUAUUAGGACUAUAACCCUAACCCUAUCCCUAUUCAGGACCGAGUCAAGACCAAGUAAAAAUGUAUCCGACACCGAGACAAGACUGAGUCACUCAAUAUGUGACCGCUCUUGAGCACUACUACACUGCUGAUGACCAGGUUUAGGGUUGUAGUCCUUGUAAGUAAUGAUGACCAGGUUUAGGGUUGUAGUCCUUGUAAGUAAUGAUGACCAGGUUUAGGGUUGUAGUCCUUGUAAGUAUGGACUAUUUGAUUUUGGACAUAACAAUCUCCAGGUACAGUCCAGUCGUCUCAGUGAGCAGUAGAACAUGUUAGUUAUGUAGUUACAUGUUAUAUUCUCUCUGUCUCCAGGUACAGUCGUCCCAGUGAGCUGGUAGAAGACAGGCCUUACUCACCAGACAGCCUGAUAACCUGGAGGUAGAAGACAGGCCUUACUCAUCAGACAGCCUGAUAACCUGGAGGUAGAAGACAGGCCUUACUCACCAGACAGCCUGAUAACCUGGAGGUAGAAGACAGGCCUUACUCACCAGACAGCCUGAUAACCUGGAGGUAGAAGACAGGCCUUACUCACCAGACAGCCUGAUAACCUGGAGGUAGAAGACAGGCCUUACUCAUCAGACAGCCUGAUAACCUGGAGGUAGAAGACAGGCCUUACUCAUCAGACAGCCUGAUACCUGGAGGUAGAAGACAGGCCUUACUCAUCAGACAGCCUGAUAACCUGGAGGUAGAAGACAGGCCUACUCACCAGACAGCCUGAUAAACCUGGAGGUAGAAGACAGGCCUACUCACCAGACAGCCUGAUAACCUGGAGGGAAGACAGGCCUUACUCACCAGACAGCCUGAUAACCUGGAGGUAGAAGACAGGCCUUACUCACCAGACAGCCUGAUAACCUGGAGGUAGAAGAUAGAAACUAACAGACACUCUAAACAGUCUUCAUAAGAGUCCUGCUAUUCUAUCAAGGACCUACCAAAUCUUAGGAUACAUCCUGUCGCCUUAGAGUCUAGGGUACAAGCCACGCCAACUCUUGGCAGAAGGACACUUCCUAGGGCCCUAGAGUCUAGGGUACAAGCCACGCCAACCCUUGGUAGAAGGACAAUUCCUAGGGCCCUAGAGGCUAGGGUACAAGCCACGCCAACCCUUGGGUAAAGGACCACGUCCUAGGGCCCUAGAGUCUAGGGUACAAGCCACGCCAACCCUUGGUAGAAGGACACUUCCUAGGGCCCUAGAGGCUAGGGUACAAGCCACGCCAACCCUUGGUAGAAGGACACUUCCUAGGGCCCUAGAGGCUAGGGUACAAGCCACGCCAACCCUUGGUAGAAGGACACUUCCUAGGGCCCUGAGGAGGGACUAGGAACAAGCAACCCAACCCCUUGGCAGAAGGAUACUUGAUGUUCUCACUCUUCAACCAUGUGAACAACACUCGUAUGUGUUGAGAAGAACAGUCUAUACAUAUCCUAAUAAAGUAGAGCCACUGUGUGCAGCACUGGUUCCAGUCAGACUAGACCAGGGAUGGGGAACCAUACAGCUACUGCUGAUAUUACGUUUCAUAAUGUAUGGAAUGAGACCUGUGUAACAGUGUGGAUAUACAGCUCAGUACCUGUGUAACAGUGUGGAUCAGCUCUACUUGUACAGUGUGUUACAGCUCAGUACCUGUGGUAACAGUGUUUAUACUCUCAUUACCUGUGUAAACAGUGUGUAUACAGCUCCAGUACCUGUUUGUAACAGUGUAGAUAAAGCUCAGUACCUGUGUAACAGUGUGUAUAAGAUCAGUACCUGUGUAACAGCUGUGUAUACAGCUACAGUACCGUGUACAGGGGGUAACAGCUAAGCUACCUGUGAACCAGUGUGUGUAUACAGCUCAGUACCUGUUGUACCGUGAUACAGCUCAGUACCGGGUAACAGUUGUGGUAUAAGCUCAGUACCUGUGGGUAACAUUGUGUAUACAGCUCAGUAACUGUGUAACGUUGUAUACAGCUCGUACCUGUGUAACAGUGUGUAUACAGCUCAGUACCUGUGUAACAGUGUGUAUACAGCUCAGUACCUGUGUAACAGUGUGUAUACAGCUCAGUACCUGUGUACAGUGUGUAUACAGCUCAGUACCUGUGUAACAGUGGUAUUACCGCUCAUUACCUGGGGUGUUUUAAACAGUGUGAUACAGCUCAGUACCUGUGUAACAGUGUGGUAUACAGAUUCAGUACCUGUGUAACAGUGUGUGUAUAAAGCUUCAGUACCUGUUGUAACAGGUGUGUAUACAAGUCAAGACCUGUGUAACAGGUGGUGUAUACAGCUCAGUACCUGUGUAACGGUUGUGUAUACAGUUCGUACUGUGUAAACAGUGUGUAUACGAUCAGUAAGGUGUAACAGUGUGUAUACAGCUCAGUACCUGUGUAACAGGUGUGUAUACAGCUCAGUACCUGUGUAACAGUGUGUAUACAGCUCAGUACCUGUGUAACAGUGUGUAUACAGCUCAGUACCUGUGUAACAGUGCGUGUAUACAGCUCAGUACCUGUGUAACAGUGGUAACAGCUCAGGUACCUGCUUGGAAAAGUGUGUAUACAGUCAGUACCUGUGUAACAGUGUGUAUACAGCUCUAGUACCUUGUGUAACGUUGUGUAUACAGCUCAGUACUGGUAACAGUGUGUAUACAGCUCAGUACCUGUGUAAACAGUGUGUAUACAGCUCAGUACCUGUGUAACAGUGUGUAUACAGCUCAGUACCUGUGUAACAGUGUGUAUACAGCCCAGUACCUGUGUAACAGUGUGGAUACAGCUCAGUACCUGUGUAACAUGUGGACAGCUCGUACCUGUGUAACAGUGUGUAUACGCUCAAGUACCUGGUGUAACAGUGUGAUACAGCUCAGUACUGGAUAACAGUGUGUAUACAGACCAGUACUGUGUAACAGUGUGGAUACAGCUCAGUACCUGUGUAACAGGUUAUACAGCUCAGUACUGUGCUAACAGUGGUAACAGCCAUACCUGUGUAACAGUGUGUAUACAGUUCAAGUAACCUGUUGUAACAGUGUUGUAUACAGCUCAGUACCUGGUACAGUGUGUAUAAUAGCCCAGUAAACCUGUGUAAACAGUGGUGGAUUACAGCUCAGUACUGUGUAACAGUGUGGAUACAGCUCAGUACCUGUGUAACAGUGUGUAUACAGCUCAGUACCUGUGUACAGGUGGAUCCAGCUCAGUACUCGUGUACAGGUUGUGUAUACAGCUCAGUACCUGGUAAACCGUGUGUAUACACAGCUCCAGUACCUGUGUACAGUGUGUAUACAGCUCAGUACCUGUUAACAGUGUAUACGAUCAGUACCGUGUGUAACAGUGUGUUAUUACAGCUCAGACCGUGUAACAGGUGUAUACGCUCAGUAGCCUGUGUAACAGUGGGGUAGACCGCCCAGUACUGUGUUGUAACAGUGUGUAUACGACUCAGUACCUGUGUAAACAGGUGUAUACAGCCCAGUACCUGUUGUAACAGUGUGUAUACAGCUCAGUACCUGUGUAACAGUGUGUAUACAGCUCAGUACCUGUGUAACAGUGUGUAUACAGCUCAGUACCUGUGUAACAGUGUGUAUACAGCCCAGUACCUGUGUAACAGUGUGUAUACAGCUCAGUACCUGUGUAACAGUGUGUAUACAGCUCAGUACCUGUGUAACAGUGUGUAUUACGCUUCAGACCUGUGUAACAGUGUGUUAACAGCUAAGUACCGUGUGUGUAACAGUGUGGGUAUACCCAGCACAUCACCGCUCAACGCCCCCCACCCCCCCCGGUAACACGUGUCACGCCAUACACGCCAUUCCCACCCCCCGCCCCCCCCGGAUUAACUGUGUAACGUGGUGUAUUACAGCUCAGUUACUGGUGCUAAACAGGUGAUACAGCUCAGUACCUGUGUAACAGUGUGUAUACAGCUCAGUACCUGUGUAACAGUGUGUAUACAGCUCAGUACUGUGUAACAGUGUGUAUACAAGCCCAGUCAGUACUGUGUAACAGUGUGGCUGACAGCUCAAUACCUGUGUGUAACAGUGGGUAUACAGCUCAGUACUCUGUUGUAACAGUGUUGUAUACAGCCCAGUCCCUGUGUAACAGGAUGUAUACAGCUAGUACCUGUGCUGUAACAGUGUGUAUAAGCUCAGUACCUGUGUAACAGUGUGUAUACAGCUCAGUACCUGUGUAACAGUGUGUAUACAGCUCAGUACCUGUGUAACAGUGUGUAUACAGCUCAGUACCUGUGUAACAGUGUGUAUACAGCUCAGUACCUGUGUAACAGUGUGUAUACAGCUCAGUACCUGUGUAACAGUGUGAACGACAGUACCUGUUGUAACAGUGUGGAGAAGCUCAGUACCUGUGUAACAGACGUGGCAUUACAGCUCAGAGUACUGUGUAACAGUGUGUAUACGCCCAGUUACCUGGUAACAGUGUGUAUACACUCUAGUACCUGUGUAACAGUGUGGAUAAAAGCUCAGUGAACCUGUGGACAGUGUGUAUACAGCUCAGUACCUGUGUAACAGUGUGUAUACAGCUCAGUACCUGUGUAACAGUGUGUAUACAGCUCAGUACCUGUGUAACAGUGUGUAUACAGCUCAGGAUCCUGUGUAACAGUGUGUACAGCCAGACCUGUGUAACAGGGGUGAUACAGCUCAGUACCUGGAACAGUGUGUAACAAGCUCAGUACCUGUGUACAGUGUGUAUACAGCUCAGUACCUGUUGUAACAGUGUUAUAAGAACUCAGUUAACUGGGUAACAGUGUGUAUACAGCUCAGUACCUGGUUAACAGUGUUUAUUACCGCUCAGUACAGGUGUAACAGUGUGUAUACAAGACUCGUAACUGUGAACAGUGUGUAUUAAGCUCGGACCUGUGUAACAGUGUGUAUACAGCUCGAGUAACACUGUUGUAACAGUGUGUAUACAGCCCAGAUACAGGUGUACCAAGUGUGGAUACAGCUCCAGUACCUGUGUAACAGUGUAUACAGUCAGUAACUGUGUAAACAGUGUGUAUACAGCCCAGUACCUGUGUAAACAGUCGGGGAUAAAGCUCAGUACCUGUGUAAACAGUGUGUAUGACAGCAAUACCUGGGUAACAUGUGUAUACAGCCUCAGGACCUGUGUAAAACCAGUGUGGAUUACAGAUCAGUACCUGUGUAAAAGUGUGUAUACAGCCCAGGUACUGUGUAACAGUUGAUAAAGCUCAAAGUACCCUGUGUAACAAGUGUGUAUACAAGACCAGUACCUGUGUAAACAGUGUUAUACGGCCUCAGUACCUGUGUAAACAGUGUGUAUACAGCUCAGUACCUGUGUACACAGUGUGUAUACAGCUCAGAAGGACUGUUAACAGUGUGUAUUACAGCUCAGUACCGUAGUAACAGGGUGGGUGGAUACAGUCAAGUACCUGUGUAACAGUGUGUAUACAGCCUCAAGUACUGUGUAACAGGUUGGUGUAUACAGGCUCCAGUACUGUGUAAACAGUGUGUAUACAGCUCAUUACCUGGUAACCGUGUUAUACAGCUCAGAGUACUGUGUAACGUGUGUAUAAGACUCAGUACUGUGUAAAGGUGUGUAACAGCUCAGUACCUGUGUAACAGUGGUAUACAGUCAAUGUUACCUGUGUAACAGUGUGAUACAAGUCAGACCUGUGUAACAGUGUUUUAUACAGCUCAGUUACCUGUGUAACAGUGUGUUAUACAGAUAGUACCUGUGUAACAGGGUAUAACAGCUCAGUACCUUGUGAACAGUGGUAUACAGCUCAGUACCUGUUGUAACAGUUGUAUAAGCUCACGUACCUGUGUAAACAGUGUGUAUACAGCUCAGUACCUGUGUUGUACAGUGUGUAUAAAGCUCAGUACCUGUUGUAAACAGUGAUGUUACAGCUCAGUACCUGGUAACAGGGUGUAUAAGCCUCAGUACCUGUGUAACAGGUGUGUAUAAGCUCAGACCUGUGUAACAGUGUGGAUACAGUCGAGUACCUGGUCACAGUGUGUAUACAGAUCAGUCCCUUGUAACAGUGUGUAUCAGCUCUACGUACCUGUUGUAACCAGUGUGUAUACAGCUCAGUCCUGUUGUAACGUGUGUAUAAGCUCAGUACCUGUGUAAACAGUGUGUAUACAGACCUAGUACUGUGUAACAGUGUGGAUACAGCCUCAGUACUGUGUAACAGUGUGGAUUACAGCUCAGUACCUGUGUAAACAGUGUGGAUACAGCUCAGUAAAACCCUUGGUAACAGUGUGUAUACAGAUCAGUAACCUGGGUAACAAGUGUGUAUACAGCUCAGUACAGUUUUGAACAGGUGUAGAAAGUAGUACUGUGUACAGUGUGUUAUUACCGCUCAGUACCUGUGGAACAGUGUGUAACAGCAUCAGUUACCUGUGUAACAGUGUGUAUACAGACUCAAUACCUGUUGUAACAGUGUGUAUACAGCUCAGUAUUUGAACAGUGUGUAUAAGCUCAGGUGACCUGGUAACUAGUGUGGAUACAGCUCAGUACCUGGUACAGUGUGUAUACAGCUCAAGUACUGUGUAACAGUGUGUAUUACAGCUCAGUACCUGGUUGUGUAACGUGUGUAUUAAAGCUCAGACCUGUGUAACCGUUGUAUACAGCUCAGUACUGUGUAACAGUGGGUAGACAAGUCAGUACCUGUGUAAAAGUGUGUAUAAGCUCAGUACUGUGUAACCCAGGUGUAUACAGCUCGUACCUGUGUAACAGUGUGUAACAGCUCGGACCUGUGUAACAGUGUGUAUACAGCUCAAGUACCUGUUUGUAACAGUUGUAUACCGCUCAGUUAACCUGUUUUGUAACACCGUGGUAUACAGAUCAGUACUUGUGUAACGUGUGUGUAUACAGCUCCAGUACCUGUUAACAGUGUUGUAUACAGCUCAGUACCUGUGUACAGUGGUAUACAGCAUCGAGUACCUGUUGUAACAGUGUGUAUAUACAGCUCCGAUACCUGUGUUACAGUGUGUAUAAAGCCCAGUACUGUGUAACAGUGUGGAACAGCUCAGUACUGUGUAAACAGUGUGUUAACAGCUCUUAGUACCUGUGAACAGUGUGUAUACAGCUCAUACUGGGUUGUACAGUGUGUAUUACAGAUCAGUUACUGUUGGAACAUGUGUAUACAGCUCAGUACCUGUGUCACAGUGUGUAUAACAGCUCAGUACCUGUGUAAGUGUGGUAUACAGUCUAAGUACCUGUGUAACAGUGUGUAUAAGCUCGUACCUGUUGUAACAGUGGUAUACAGCCCAAGUACCGGUGUAACAGUGUGGGAUACAGCUCAAGUACUGUUGUAACAGUGUGUAUACAGCCCCAGUACCUGUGUAACAGUCUCUGUUGGUAUACGCCCAAGUACCUGUUGUAACAGUGUGGGAUACAGCUCAGCAGUACCUGUGUAACAGUGUGUAUAAGCCCAGUACCUGUGUAACAGGUUGUGUAUACAGCGCAGACCUGUUUUGUAACAGUGUGAUACAGCAGAAGUACCUGUGUAACAGUUGUGUAUAAAGCCCCAAAGGACCUGUUUGGUUGUAUGUAACAGUCUGUGGAUACACUCAGCUAAUCCUGUGUAAACAGUGUGCUAUACAGCUCGUACCUGUGUAACAGUAUGUGAUAUUACAGCUCAGUACAUGUGUAACAGUGUGGAACAGCUCUAGUACCUGUGUAACAGUGUGUACAGCUCAGUACCUGUUGUAACAGGGUGGUAUAAGCCUUCAGUACUGUUGUAACAGUGUGUAUACAGCUCAGUACCUGUGUAACAGUGUGUAUACAGCUCAGUACCUGUGUAACAGUGUGUAUACAGCUCAGUACCUGUGUAACAGUGUGUAUACAGCUCAGUACCUGUGUAACAGUGUGUAUACAGCUCAGUACCUGUGUAACAGUGGGUGUAUACAGCUCAGUACCUGUGUAACAGUGUGUAUACAGCUCAGUACCUGUGUAACAGUGUGUUGAUACAGCUCAGUACCUGUGUAACAGUGUGUAUACAGCUCAGUACCUGUGUAACAGUGUGUAUACAGCUCAGUACCUGUGUAACAGUGUGUAUACAGCUCCAGUACCUGUGUAACAGUGUGGAUACAGCUCAGUACCUGUGUAACAGUGUGUAUACAGCUCAGUACCUGUGUAACAGUGUGUAUACAGCUCAGUACCUGUGUAACAGUGUGUAUACAGCUCAGUACCUGUGUAACAGUGUGUAUACAGCACCCCUCAGUACUGUGAACAGGUGUUACAGCACAGUACCUGUUUGUAAUAGUGUUAUACAGCUCUAGUACCUGUGUGAAACAGUGUGUAUUACAGACUCAGUACCUGUGUAACAGUGUGUCUGUAUACAGAGCUCAGAUACCUACAGUGUAACAGUUGUGUAGACAGACUCCAAGUAACUGUGUAACAGUGUUGUAUACAGCUCAUGUCUGGUGUAACAGGUUUGUGUAUAAAGCUCAGUACAUGUGUUACAGUGUGAUAAGCUCAGCUACCUGUGUACAGGUGUAUACAGCCUCAGUACCUGUGUAACAGUGUGUAACAGCUCCAGCUACCUGUGUAUGUAACAGUGUUGUAAUUAACCAAGCUCAGUACCUGGUAACAGUUGGUAUACAGCAUCAGUACACUGGGUAACAGUGUGGAUACAGCUCAGUACCUUGUUGUAACAGAGUGUUGUAUCAGCUUUUUUCCCCCCCAGUACCUGUUGUAACAGUGUGUAUACAGCUUCAGUACCUGGGUAAACAGUUUGUAUACAGCUCAGUACCUGUGUAACAGUGUGCUAAGCUCAGUACCUUGUAACAGUGUGUCAUACAGCUCAGUACCGUGUAACAGUUGUGCAUAAAGCUCAGUACCUGUGGAACAGUGUGUAUACAGUCAGUACCUGGGUAACAGUGUGUAUACAGCCCUUAGUACCGGUGUAAACAGUGUGUAGACAGCUCAAGUAACUGUGUCACAGUGUGUAUACAGCUCAGUACCUGUGCUAACAGUACUAUGUGUAUACAGCUCAGUACCUGGUAACAGUGUGUAUACCGAUCAUACCUGUGUAACAGGGUGUAUACAGCUCAGUACCUGUUGUACAGUGUGUAUACAAGCUCAGUACUGUGUUUAACAGGUGUAUCACGUCGUACUGUGUAACAGUGUGUGUAUACAGAUCUAAGUACUGUGUAUGUAACCGUUGGUGUAUAGCAAGCUCCGUACUGUGUAACAGUGUGUAUACAGCUCAGUACCUGUGUAACAGUGGGUAUACAGCAUCAGUAACUGUGUAACAGUGUUAUACAAGCUCGUACCUGUGUGUAAACAGGGUUAUACAGCCUCAGUACCUGUGUAACAGUGUGUAUACAGCUAAUUACCUGUGUGAAACGUGUGUGUAACAGCUCAGUACAUGUGUAAACCGUGUGUAUCCAGACUCAGUACCUGUGUAACCAGGUGUAUACAGCUCAGUACCUGGGUAACAGUUGUGUAUACAGUCAGUAUCUGGUUAACAGGUGUGUGAAUACAGCCUCAGUACCUGUGUAACAUGGUAUACAGACCUCAGUACUGGUAACAGUGUGUACAGGACUCAGUACCUGGUAACAGUGGGUAUACAGCUCAGUACCGUGUAACAGUGUGUAUACAGCUCAUACCUGUGGACACAGUUUGUGGAUACCAGCUCAGUACCUGUGCAAACAGUGUGUGGAUACAGCUCGUACUGUGUACAGUGUGUAUACCGCUCAGCUACCUGUUGUAAUGUUGUAACACGUGUGUAUUACAAGCUCAGACCUGUUUGUUGUAACAGGUGUUGUACACAGACUCGUACCUGUUUUUGUAAACAGGGUGUUACAGCCUCAGUACCGUGUAACAGUGUGGUAUACAGCCCUCAGUAGUACCUGUGUAACAGUGGGAUACAAGUCCUCAGUACCUGUGUAACAGUGGUUAUACAGCUCAGUAAAUGUGUAACCUGUGUAUAAAGCUCAGUAACUUGUGAACAGUGUGUGUAUAAAGCUCAGUACCUGUAAACAGUGUGUAUACAGCUCAGUACCUGUGUAACAGGGUGUAACAGAUCAGGAGACCUGUGUAACAGGUUGUGUAUAAAGCUCAGGACCUGUUGUUGUACAGUGUGUUAUACGAUCAGUCCUGUUUGUAACAGUGCUGAUACAGCUCAGUACCUGGUGUAACAGUGUGUAUCAGAACUCAGUACAUGGGUAACAGUGUGUUAUACAGCUCAGACCUGUGUAAACAGGGUGUAUACAGCGCCGUACCGUGCAACAGGUGUGGAUAAAGCUCGAGUACGUUGUAAAGUGUGUAUACAGCUCCAUACCUGGUACCAUGUGUAUACAGCUCAGUACCUGUUGUAAACAGUGUGUAGUACAGUCAAGUACCUGGUAAACAGUUGUGUAUACAGCCCAGACCUGUGUAACAGUGUGUAUUCCAGUCAGUACCUGGUAACAGUGUGAGAUACCCUCAGUACCUGUGUAACAGUGUGUAUACAGUCUCAGUAACCUGUGUAACAGGUGUGUAUACGCUCCAAGGUUUUUUUUUUUUUUUUUUUUUUUUCUUUUUUUUUUUUUUUUUUUUUUUUUUUUUUUUUUUUUUUUUUUUUUUUUACCUGUUGUAACAGUGUGUAUUACAGCUCAGUAACUGUGUAACAGUGUGGAUAAAGCCUUCAGUACCUGUGACUAACGUGUGUAUACAGUCGUACCUGUGUAACAGGUGUAUAAGCUCUAGUACCUGUGAACAGUGGUAUAAGUCAGUCCUGUGGUAACAGUGUUGUAUAUGGAACAGCUCCCAGAGGGAGAGAGCAGGGUUUCUGUUAACGAUGCAGUCCUUACAGUGCCUUCAGAAAGUAUUCCAGAGUUAACCAACCUUUUAAUCUCCUCCUCCAUGUACACUGUCUUCAGAAAGUAUUCAUACCCCUUGACUUAUUCCACAUUUGUUACAGCCUGAAUUCAAAAUGGAUUCAAUGUAUUUUUUCUCUCACUCAUCUACACACAAUACCCAGUAAUGACAAAGUGAACACAUGCUUUUAGACAUUUUUGGAAAUGUAUUGAAAAUGAAAUACACAAAUAUCUCAUUUACAUAAGUAUUCACACCCCUGAGUCAAUACUUUGUACAGUAAAAUCACCUUUGGCAGCGAUUACAGAUGUGUCUUUCUGGGUAAGUCUCUCAGAGCUUUGCACACCUGGAUUGUACAAUAUUUGCACAUUAUUCUUUAAAAAAUUCUUCAAGUUCUGUCAAGUUGGUUGUUGAUCAUUGCUAGACAGCCAUUUUCAAGUCUUGCCAUAGAUUUUCAAGACGAUUUAAGUAAAAACUAACUCGGGCACUAAUGAACAUUCAAUGUCGUCUUAGUAAGCAACUCCAGUGUAGAUUUGGCCUUGUGUUUUAGGUUAUUGUCCUGCUGAAAGUUGAAUUCAUCUCCCAGUGUGUUGGAAAGCAGAUUGAAGCAGAGUUUCCUCUAUGCUUUUACCUGUGCUUAACUCUAUUUCGUUUAUUUUUAUCCCCAAAAAACAUACCCAUAACAUGAUGCAGCCACCACCAUGCUUGAAAAUAUUAAGAGUGGUACUCAGUAAUGUGUUGUGUUGGAUUUGCCCAAAACAUAACACUUUGUAUUCAGGACUUAAAGUUAAUUUAUUUUCCAAUUGUUUUGCAGUUUUACUUUAGUGCCUUAUUGCAAACAGGAUGCAUGUCUUGGAAUAUUUUUUAUUGUGUACAGGCGUCCUUCUUUUCACUCUGUAAUUUAGGUUAGUAUUGUGGAGUAACUACAAUGUUGUUGAUCCAUCCUCAGUUUUCUCCUAUCACAGCCUGUAACUGUUUUAAAGUCACCAUUGGCCUCAUGGUGAAAUCCCUGAGCGGUUUCCUUCCUCUCUGGCAACUGAGUUAAGAAGGACGCCUGUAUCUUUGUAGUGUAAUUAAUAACUUCACCGUGCUCAAAGGGAUAUUCAAUGUCUGUUUUGUUUUUCUACCCAUCUACCAAUAGGUGUCCUUCUUUGCAAGGCAUUGGAAAACCUCCCUGAUCUUUGUGGCUGAAUCUGUGUUUGAAAUUCACUGCUCGACUAGAUAAUUGUAUGUGUGGGGUACAGAGAUGAGGUAGUCAUUCAAAAUCAUGUUAAACACUAUUAUUGCACACAGAGUGAGUCCAUUCAAUUUAUUAUGUGAUUUCUUAAGCAAAUGUUUACUCCUGAACUUAUUAAGGCCAUAAUAAAGGGUUUGAAUACUUAAGACAUUUCAGCUUUUCAUUUUUUAUUCAUUUGUACAAAUUUCUAAAAACAUAAUUCCACUUUGACAUUAUGGGAUAUUGUCUGUAGGCCAGGGACCCAAAAUCUCAAUUUAAUCUAUUUUAAAUUCAGGCUGUAACAUAACAAAAUGUGGAAAAUGUAAAGGGGUGUGAACACUUUCUGAAGGCAAUGUAUUGAUCCUAAAGAAUAUUCACCAUAGUGCCCUCAAAGCUCAUCACUAAGCUAAGGAUCCUGGGACUAAACACCUCCCUCUGCAACUGGAUCCUGGACUUCCUGACGGGCCGCCCCCAGGUGGUAAGGGUAGGUAACAACACAUCUGCCACACUGAUCCUCAACACGGGGGCCCCUCAGGGCUGCGUGCUCAGUCCCCUCCUGUACUCUCUGUUCACCCAUGACUUCUACACCUGCAUUACUAGCUGUUUGGGGUUUUAGGCUGGGUUUCUGUACAGCACUUCGAGAUAUUAGCUGAUGUAAGAAGGGCUAUAUAAAAUAAAAUUGAUUGAUUGAUUGACUGCAUGGCCAGGCACGACUCCAACACCAUCAUUAAGUUUGCCGACGACACAACAGUGGUAGGCCUGAUCACCGACAACGAUGAGACAGCCUAUAGGGAGGAGGUCAGAGAUCUGGCCGUGUGGUGCCAGGACAACAACCUCUCCCUCAACGUGACCAAGACAAAGGAGAUGAUUGUGGACUACAGGAAAAAAAAGAGGACUGAGCACGCCCCCAUUCUCAUCGACGGGGCUGUAGUGGAACAGGUUGAGAGCUUCAAGUUCCUUGGUGUCCACAUCACCAACGAACUAUCAUGGUCCAAACACACCAAGACAGUCGUGAAGAGGGCACGACCAAAGCCUAUUCCCCCUCAGGAGACUAAAAGAUUUGGCAUGGGUCCUCAGAUCCUCAAAAAAUUAUACAGCUGCACCAUCGAGAGCAUCCUGACUGGUUGCAUCCACCGCCUGGUAUGGCAACUGCUUGGCCUCUGACCGCAAGGCACUACAGAGGGGUAGUGCGUACGGCCCAGUACAUCACAGGGGCAAAGCUCCCUGCCAUCCAGGACCUCUAUACCAGGCGGUGUCAGAGGAAGGCCCUCAAAAUUGUCAAAGACUCCAGUCACCCUAGUCAUAGACUGUUUCUCUCUGCUACCGCACGGCAAGCGGUACCGGAGUGCCAAGUCUAGGUCCAAAAGACUUCUCAACAGCUUCUACCCCCAAGCCAUAAGACUCCUGAACAGCUAAUCAUGGCUACCCGGACUAUUUGCACUGCCCCCCCACCCCAUACUUUUUACGCUGCUGCUACUCUGUUAAGUAUUUAUGCAUAGUCACUUUAACUCUACCCACAUGUACAUAUUACCUCAACUACCUCAACUAGCCGGUGCCCCCGCACAUUGACUAUGCAACGGUACCCCCCUGUAUAUAUAGCCUCCCUACUGUCACUUUAUUCUAUUGUAUAUAUAGCCUCCCUACUGUCACUUUAUUUUUACUUCUGCUCUUUUUUUCUCAACACUUUUUUGUUGUUGUUUUAUUCUUUCUUUUUUGUUUAAAAUAAAUGCACUGUUGGUUAAGGGCUGUAAGUAAGCAUUUCACUGUAAUGUCUGCACCUGUUGUAUUCGGCGCAUGUGACCAAUAAAAUUUGAUUUGAUUUGAUUUGAGUUAUUCAUUUGUGUUGCCUUUGUUUGUGUGAGAAGUAAUGUUAUGGUGCAGUGAAGUGUGUGAUGUUAUGGUGCAGUGAAGUGUGUGGUGUUAUGGUGCAGUGAAGUGUGUGGUGUUAUGGUGCAGGGAAGUGUGUGGUGUUAUGGUGCAGUGAAGUGUGUGGUGUUAUGGUGCAGUGAAGUGUGUGGUGUUAUGGUGCAGUGAAGUGUGUGGUGUUAUGGUGCAGUGAAGUGUGUGGUGUUAUGGUGCAGUGAAGUGUGUGGUGUUAUGGUGCAGUGAAGUGUGUGGUGUUAUGGUGCAGUGAAGUGUGUGGUUUGUAAUGGUUGCAGUGAAGUGUGUGGGUUAUGGUGCAGUGAAGUGUUGGUGUUAUGGUGCAGGGAAGUGUGUGGUGUUAUGGUGCAGGUGAAGUGUGUGGUUAUGGUGCAGUGAAGUGUGUGGUGUUAUGGUGCAGUGAAGGUGUGGUGUUAUGGUGCAGGGAAGUGUGUGGUGUUAUGGUGCAGUGAAGUGUGUGGUGUUAUGGUGCAGUGAAGUGUGUGGUGUUAUGGUGCAGGGAAGUGUGUGGUGUUAUGGUGCAGUGAAGUGUGUGGUGUUAUGGUGCAGGGAAGUGUGUGGUGUUAUGGUGCAGUGAAGUGUGUGGUGUUAUGGUGCAGUGAAGUGUGUGGUGUUAUGGUGCAGGGAAGUGUGUGGUGUAUAAUAUCUAGCUGCACUGAGCAGCUCCAGCCCUACUCUAGGAGUCAUGGAAACGCUGUCUGGAUGUUUCUAAGGAUAUCAUGUAUGAAGUCAUCAGAGUGGGACUAACCCUAUAUGUGUAUAUAUAUAAUAUUCACUGGAGUCCCUGUAAUGACUCUUUCUAAAGUGAAGCCAUACAGAAUGACUUGUUUGUUAACACAACCCAUCCAACUCUCAGACAAAUCUUCAAAUGGGUUUAUUGACAACAUACGUGAGGGAAUGAAUCAUCCCUAGUGCUUUACUAAUGGUAACAGUGAUUUGGUAUGGAAUACUGAAUAACCUGUAUGACAGUUGAAUCUAAACAGGAUUUGAUAUGGAAUACUGAAUAACCUGUAUAACAGUUGAAUCUAAACAGGAUUUGAUAUGGAAUACUGAAUAACCUGUAUGACAGUUGAAUCUAAACAGGAUUUGAUAUGGAAUACUGAAUAACCUGUAUGGUGGUCUCUUCCCUCUGACAUUUUCUUAAAGAAAAAAAAAAGUAAAUAUAUAAUUUUAUAAAUGUUAAUUUAGGAAAACUUUUAAAAACAAAAAGUAGAAAAAGAAAGCAGAUAUCUAGAUUGUCAAAUACAUGAAUGACCACUUAAAGUUUUGUGAUAUCUUUGGCAUAAUUGUUCAGUAAAAAAGUGCAUAGAAUUACUUUUUACAUGAUGAAUAUCUUUUAAAACACAUGUAUAUCUAUGAUACAAAUAAUUAUUCUGAACAACUGCAGGGUUGGAGGUGAUUGGAGUUCUGGUAUCUGUUUAAAUGUAUUCCUACUUUCUGAUUGGUUGUGGAAUGUACAUGACCAAGUCCUUGCUGUGUGAUUGGUUGGCCCAGUGGUAACUAUCUGGUGAUUGGCUGCGGGGCAUAGAGGAAGAUGGCGCUGAAUGUUGAUAGGAUGUCUCUGGACUCUGUGGUGGCCAGCUGUCCUGCGGUCUGGACCAGAGCUACGUGGUCCCCUUUCCUCAGAGACAGGAUCAGGCUGAACGAGACAGAGCCUCCACAGGGACAACUGUCCUGGGCCACUGUCCCUGCUCCAGACCCGGAGCUCAUCAGCCUAUGGACACUACGGUUGGAGACAGACAGAACAGCCUCCAGUCCCUCCCCCUGCCGAGACGUCAGAACUCCUGAGAUCAGGUAACGCCCUUCCAUCGGUAUCGUGAAGAUACCUGGAGAGAGGGAGGGAAAGAUUAUAUUAGUCUGUGUGUGUGUCUCUCUGUGUGUGUGUGUGUGUGUCUGUGUGUGUCUCAGUCUGUGUGUCUCUCUGUGUGGGUGUGUCUCUGUGUGUGUGUCUCUGUGUGUGUGUGUGUCUGUGUGUGUGUGUGUGUUUCUCUGUGUGUGUCUCUGUGUGUGUGUCUCUGUGUGUGUGUCUCUGUGUGUGUGUGUGGACGUGUUUAACGAUUCUUGUAGAAGUCCCCACAAGAAUAGUAAACAAACAGAAAUGUGUCCAACUGGGGACAUUUUGUUAGUCCCCACAAGGUCAAAUGCUAUUUCUAGAGGGUUUAGGGUUAAGGUUAGAAUUAGUGUUAGGGUUAGAAUUACAUUAAGGGUUAGCGUUAGGAGCUAUCAAUCAAUCAAUCAAUUUUAUUUUAUAUAGCCCUUCUUACAUCAGCUAAUAUCUCGAAGUGCUGUACAGAAACCCAGCCUAAAACCCCAAACAGCUAGUAAUGCAGGUGUAGAAGCACGGUGGCUAGGAAAAACUCCCUAGAAAGGCGAAAACCUAGGAAGAAACCUAGAGAGGAACCAGGCUAUGAGGGGUGGCCAGUCCUCUUCUGGCUGUGCCGGGUGAAGAUUAUAACAGAACCAUGCCAAGAUGUUCAAAAAUGUUCAUAAGUGACAAGCAUGGUCAAAUAAUAAUCAGGAAUAAAUCUCAGUUGGCUUUUCAUAGCCGAUCAUUAAGAGUUGAAAACAGCAGGUCUGGGACAGGUAGGGGUUCCAUAACCGCAGGCAGAACAGUUGAAACUGGAAUAGCAGCAAGGCCAGGCGGACUGGGGACAGCAAGGAGUCACCACGGCCGGUAGUCCCGACGUAUGGUCCUAGGGCUCAGGUCUCUCAGUUGGCUUUUCAUAGCCGAUCAUUAAGAGUUGAAAACAGCAGGUCUGGGACAGGUAGGGGUUUCGUAACCGCAGGCAGAACAGUUGAAACUGGAAUAGCAGCAAGGCCAGGCGGACUGGGGACAGCAAGGUGUCAUCAUGCCCGGUAGUCCUGACGUAUGGUCCUAGGGCUCAGGUUCUCAGAGAGAAAGAGAGAACGAGAGAAUUAGAGAGAGCAUACUUAAAUUCACACAGGACACUGGAUAAGACAGGAGAAGUACUCCAGGUAUAACCAACUAACCCCAGCCCCCCGACACAUAAACUACUGCAGCAUAAAUACUGGAGGCUGAGACAGGAGCGGUCCGGAGACACUGUGGCCCCAUCCGAAGAAACCCCCGGACAGGGCCAAACAGGAAGGAUAUAACCCCACCCACUCUGCCAAAGCACAGCCCCCGCACCACUAGAGGGAUAUCCUCAACCACCAACUUACAAUCCUGAGACAAGGCCGAGUAUAGCCCACAGAGGUCUCCACCACAGCACAAACCAAGGGGGGGGGGGGGGCGCUAACCCAGACAGGAAGAUCACGUCAGUAACUCAACCCACUCAAGUGACGCACCCCUCCCAGGGACGGCAUGAAAGAGCACCCGGCAAGGCCAGUUGACUCAGCCCCUGCAACGGGGUGUUAGAGGGCCAGAGAACCCCAGUGGAGAGGGGACACCGGCCUGGGAAGAGACAGCAAGCGGCUGUUCGUUGCUCCAAGAGCCUUUCCGUUCCACUUCACACUCCUGGGCCAGACUACACUCAAUCCUAAUACCUACUGAAGAGGAUACGUCUUCAGUAAUAAGACUUAAAGGUUGAGACCGAGUCUGCGUCUCUCACAUGGGUAGGCAGACUGUUCCAUAAAAUGGCGAUCUAUAGGGAGAAAGCCCUGCCUCCCGCUGUUUGCUUAGAAUUCUAGGGACAAUUAGGAGGGCCUGCGUCUUGUGACCGUAGCGUACGUAUUGGUAUGUACGGCAGGACCAACUCGGAAAGAUAGGUAGGGCAAGCCCAUGAACGCUUUAUAGGUUAACAGUAAAACCUUGAAAUCAGCCCUUGCCUUAACAGGAAGCCAGUGUAGGGAAGCUAGCACUGGAGUAAUAUGAUCAAAUUUCUUGGUUCUUAACCCUAAACCUAGGGUUAGGUUAGGGUUAAGUUUUGGGUUAGGGUUAGGGUUAAGUUUUUGGGUUAAGGUUAGGGUUAGGGUUAGGGUUAGGGUUUAGGGAAAAUAGAAUUUUGAAUGGGACUGAAUUGUGUGUCCCCACAAGGUUAGCUGUACAAUACUGUGUGUGUGUGUGUGUCUCUGUGUGUGUCUCUCUCUGUGUGUGUGUGUGUGUGUCUCUGUGUGUGUGUGUAUCUCUGUGUGUGUGUGUGUGUGUGUGUGUGUGUGUGUGUGUGUGUGUGUGUGUGUGUGUGUGUGUGUGUGUGUGUGUGGUCUAUGUUACCUGUGUGAGGGUUGUAGUGCCCUCCAUCGUUGACCAGCACCUUGUUGAAGCGGAUGGUUCCAAACUCUCCAGAGAACUGA
Messenger RNA from Coregonus sp. 'balchen', 87761 nucleotides. The record is from the annotation of a GenBank genome assembly. NCBI's taxonomy places the organism in Eukaryota, Metazoa, Chordata, Actinopteri, Salmoniformes, Salmonidae.